AUGCUGCUAGGGUCCAUCUUCAGACCUUUCGAGUGCCGCCUGGAAGUGAUGACAGAGAGAAUCAAGAGACAGGUGACUGACGCCGAAGGGGGCUUUACCAACUACACGGCACCUAUCAAAGACCAACCCAUGGUCUUCAGCCAUAUAUACAACAUAAAUGUGCCUCUGGACAGCCUCUGCGCAACAUCCCUAGAGGCUUCCUCUGACCCAGAGGUGAGUUCAGAAGAUGACCGGAUGACGGAAUACACCGAACAGACCUCAGACAGUGAGAGCCAGGUCACCUUCACCCACAGGAUAAACCUCCCCAAACAGACUUGCAAGUGUACCGCCUCCUCCCGGGACAUACAAGAGCUGCUGAGCAGGAUUGAGAUGCUGGAGAGGGAGGUGUCCAUGCUUCGUGACCAAUGCAACUCCAAUUGCUGUCAAGAAAAUGCAGCCACAGGUAGUAACUGAUGCCGUGGGGUCUUGAUGAAAGCUAAGAAAAUUCAAAUAAAAAAAGAAUGAAUUUAUGAGUCAUUUGCUUAGUGUUUCUCAAACUUGGGUCCCCAGCUGUUGUUCGACUACAACUCCCAACAUCCCAUCAGGGGUGAUGGGAGUUGUAGUCCAACAACACCUGGAAUCCCAAGCACUGCUGGGGUAGGCAGAAUUCUGUAUUGUGCUUUCAGAUUUCCAGGAAGGUCGUCAAGUUUUGCAGACCUGGAAUUUGCUCUAGUUUUAACCCUAACUCGCAACAUUAGAUUCACUUUCAUUUUUUAAAAAACCACAGGUAUAUAUCUUUCUCUCCUUCUCUUCCUUUUUCUACACCUCUCUCUCUUUCCGCAGCACCCUAAACAAAACACAACAACAAGUAUGUGCCCCCUAGUCACCCAGUUAAAGGUAUGCCUAGUGACAUGCCAUGGACAAAAUAAAUUAAUUCAUCAUAUGGAAAGGUCAAAAUUGGUGGACCCUCCUUAUCCAUUUGGGCAGGAUGUGUGCCCAACUGGCAGGUUGCUGUGCUCCCCCUUUCAGGUAUAUACCACACCUUGCUGGCUUUGGAAGGUCAGUCCCAAGAUCAGCUUUCAGCCACUGGGUAUUUAGCUGAUUUAGGGGGAAGAUACCUGAAUGCGCUUAGGCAUGACUCUUAGGUGGGGGGUUCCCAGAGUGUGGUCCAUGGACCACCUGUGGUCCACAAGCUUCAUUCAUACAGCCUACAGCAUGGCUGUGAAUUUGUAGUUGAAGUCGGGAGAUAGUACAUCUAUUGCAUUAACUAUUCAUAUUGAUUUUUUGAAUUGGAUUUUAUUGCUUCUUCUAUUUCUUGCAUUGGAUUUUAUUGUAUUAUGAUUUGAAUUCUAUGGAAUUCAGAUUGUAAUGCAAUGUAAUGUAUAAGAAAUAAAAAAGCAAUAAAAAUACAAUUAAAAUGAUAGGGCACCUGGCAUAGCACAUUACGAUUACUAUAACCAGCCAAAAUAAUAAUAAUCAUUAAGUGGUCCAUCAAGACCCUCAGCAGUUUUCAAGUGGUCUGGGGUCCCACCAAACAUACUAGUGAAAUGACUAACUAGAAGCUAAAGCUUGUUGAUAGUGGUGAGACAGAAGCAGAGGGACAAUUCUGGCUAUUGGGCUGUCCAGGGGGUGCUGAAGAAUGAAAAUGCAUGCAUGAGAAUGUCUACUCUUAUCUGGGAGGCUUGAAAGCAUCCUCCUCCAUGCACAAUGCUUCAGACGUGAUGGAGAAGUUGAGGGACCAGGUAACCUGAAUGCUUUGUGCUUUCUCCCUGCAUAUAUCCAUCACAAUUCAAACAGAGCUUUUACAUCUCUCCUAGAUGAGAAAUGUCCAAGGUGAGCCCAAGUUGGGAGCUCAUUUCCCUGCUAAGGGAGAUGCUAAAGUUCUGUUCUGGAUGAGAUGGAGAAGUGCAGAAGCAGUAAUCAGUGGAGUGCACAUCCAGGACUGAGUGUGAGAAUCUCUACACAUUCAUCUGCCAAACAGAAGUUUACAUAUUUAUUAUAUCCUUUAUCAAGUUUGUAACCAAACCUCUGUUCAAAGAACUCAGGAUGGCAUGCAUGAGGCGUUGUCCCAUGUUGCCUGCAUAACUUCCCUGCGAGAUGGGUUAGGCAGUGAAAUAAUGAUUUGCCCAGCUAGCUUCAUGGCUGAAUGAAUAUUUGGAGUUGAGUGAAAAUCCCCCCUCCCCAAGUAACAAAAACACUUGGAAGCAUUGAAUAUGAGGAGGACUGUGGCAAAAGUUGAUGGGGUGUCAAAAUUCUUCAAAAGAUUCAUUGGGGGCCACAAUAUCAGUGGUAGCAUUUCAUUUGAUCCCCACCACAUCUAUUGCCCAGUUAAAAACACACACAAGUUUUCUGGCAGCCCAGAUUGCAUGCACCAAUUUGAGCUGAGAGUUCUCAAGCAAUAAUUUUGAGCUCAGCCUUAGUCUGAACCCAAGCUUAGCUUGGCAUGCGCACAGGGCUUCUUGAGUUAGGGAGGCCCGGGAGAUAAAGGUUCAGGGAAAGGUUUGAACUGUUGAGAAACACCACCCUAGAGAGACUUCGACAUCUUGAGGAAGUCUCUCCCUUGUUGUCAGACAGCCAAUCAAAACCAGAAUGUAGAGACUUAAUGUUAAUAAAAACAUUUUUAAAAACCCAGAGUGUAGAAGCAGUAAAGCUCAGCAAGACAUAUUGCUUUAUCUUGAGCAGCCUAAAAUAAAACUGUGAGGCAACAGUUUGCAAAAACCAUCUUGUAGCUGAAAGCAGUAUGGUUUCUACUGAGCCUGCUUUCUACUGAGUGGGGGUGACUGCAGCUGAUGGGCUACCCUGUUCCACCCUACAUUUGUCUCACUGCAGCACUGCUUCCCUUUGUCUCACUAGCUGUAAAUUACAUUAUUCCAUUCAUUUUAAUUCAUAAGAGACAGAAUGGGAGGUGGGGGAGUGGUAAUCAAUCAUGUAUCACUUGCAGACUGAAAGCAAGAACAGCAGCAAAUACAGAUUGUAUUCACUUGAUUGAUCCCCAUUCCAGCCAAAAAUGGCCAUUUGCAAGCCUGUUUCUGUUUUCAUUGGUCUUCUUCAAUAUCUCAGGUGGCUUCAAGCCUGUUUUGGGCAAGGAUUGGCUGCGCAAUUUAGUUCCCCACUACCUGUGGGUGUGGUUUGUGGGAGUGAGGCCAAAUUGUGGGCCUUGUGGACCCAAUUGGUGCUCAGGCCAGGCCCAAAUGCACCUGUGGGUGGGAGGUUUCCCACCCCUGCAAUAUAUCAAAGAAUACAGUGCUUUCUAUCUUCUGAAGCUGCAAUCCUGCAUCCAAUUGCAUAUGCAUAAGUCCCUUAGCAUACACAUGGCCGCUAGCAACUGUAAAAAAACCAACGUAAAUAAAUCAGACGUGUGUGCAUGCACACACAGUUAAAACACCUGGGAGAGUAUCUUUAGCAGUCAGGAACCAUCAACAAAAACAUUUAUAAUGAAAGCACUGGUUUUCGUCUGAAUAACAAAGCACAAAGCUUUGUGGAGCUCACUUGUAUACCUUCAGGUUUAGUCUUUCAAAAGACACGGUUCAGUUGGUCAUCUCUAGAAGUCUGUUCUUCAAAAGUAAGGAAACAGCAGGCUAUUGUAAUAAGGCGGUUUUCAAAGGGGUUUGUUGGUAUAAUGAAUCUCAGUCCCAAAAGAGAGAAGCAGAGUACAGAAAAUGCUUUACACCUGAGGGAAUAUUGUAAAAGAGAGAGGCGUUUUUGAAAGAGUUUCUGCCUGCCUCCUUGACAUUGUGUACACAUCCAGCAGGGAGAGCCAUGGAAAAAAUACUAAAAUUAAUCCUUGCUUCCAAAUACGUGGGAGUUCCUAAACCUGGCAGCCUCAUUUACAAACAUCACCAUUGCGGAUCAGUCCCCAAAUUGCAGGGGAGAAGGGAACCCAUUUCCCUGCAAACACUACAGCAUUUGCUACUGCAUGUUUUGUAAAAGAGCAUUGUAGGAGACUAAAACAUAGGACGAAAACCACUUGGCAAAUAGGAGCACUCAUCUCAAAAUAGCUACUAGCCCAGGUUUCAUUUCUCUGCCGGUGUCCCCCAAAAUUCUUUUUCUCUAUGCAGCAUCUCACAAAAGACUUCAAUUCCUGCUGACACCAAAGACAGAGCCAAAAUUUGACACCUGAGGCAGGCACCUCACUCUGCAAAUACACAAACUACUACACACACAACAAUGGCUCCUCACACCACCUCACUUAAUCCUUUUCACAGCAAGCAGGCCCCACAUUCGGCAAGUUAAUGAAUUCUGCUGUCUUGACCAAGCACAGCAUUGCCUUUAAGAAGGACCUUUAAGAAGGACCAUCACAAGAGCUGCCAGGCCUCCACACCUGACCGGCUUUCAGGGAAAAUCUUAGCAUAAAGGGACCCUGCAGGUUGUCUUCUGCUCAGCUUAAUAAAAGCUCUUGCUGUUACUUCAUUCGCAUAUGCAUUGUGCCAAGCUCCUGUGGAUGCAGGUUCUGUUUCCUGGCUGCAGCAGGGAGAGCACUAGGCCACCAUCACGGCUUGCCUCCCAGCCUCCUCCGCCUGGGUCUCAAAGUCUGAGGCUCCAGAGACCUAACAACAUUAAAUUCAUCAACUUAGUAUUGUUUUGGUUUGAAUGUUUGAAUACAGGCUGCUGGGAGCGAGUCACCAGAGGCAAAGCGAUGAUGCCUGACCUGCCUUUUGCCUAAUAUUGAGGCUGAACUUGAGAGACGCACAAACACAAGGCAGGGUCUGCUAGUAACUUCACCCUCCUUGAGUCUCCUGUUUGAUUUCUGGGCAGUGUGCAAAGGAACCAGAAAACUCCAUUUCGCCACAGAGAUCUGGAGGAUAAUAAAGUCUGAGAUAAUUAAGGGAAAAGAUGCCCAAGAGUUGCACUUCCCAGAUCAAAUCAGAGCCCUUUGCAAGACAGCGCAACUGACAUGUCAGCUAAUUAAAAUUUCAGCUGCAAACCCUGAGCAGCUAGAUCAGAUCAUAACUUAAUCGGAUUCACACCCCAAAGGAGCAGGUUCACAGUUUGGGGGUGCUUUGGAUCCAACUCUGUCACUUGAGUGGCUAGAAGUGCCUUCAGGGGUGGAGCUUGGUAAUAUGCUGUCCUUGCAAGGCCAUUUGGCGCCCUCCCUGCAGCCCUCAAGGGAGUCCUUCUCCCUUGGGGAAGGAGGUGCAAGGCUCUGGCAGGGUCCUAGAGCCCUCAUGCCUCCUCCUCAAAGCCAGGCAAGUGCUUACUGGGCACUCUUCUUGGCUGUGUGCACCGCUCUCACUGCCCUCAAUCUGCCUCUGGUGCCUUUUGCCAACUGCAGCUGGUUCAACAGCUACAGCCAUUCCUGGACUGGGAAAGCACAUUAGUUCAUGCGCUGUUCGCUCCCAAACUGGAUUACUCAAUGUGCAACUUCCCUCACACUUGAUCUGCAGUUCGUGCGGAGCAGCCCAAUUGCCAACAGGAGUGAGGCUUUGUCAACAUUUAACACAUGUGCUCAGAGGUCCGCACUGAUUUGCUACCAGGCCAGGUUCAAGGUGUUCCUAUUAGCAUAGGAAGCCCUUAACCACUUGGGACCAGUUGACUUGCGAGAUCGCCUUAUCCCACAUGGGCCCACUUAACUGCUCCGAUCGGUGGAAUUGGCAUGACUACACAGUGGCAUAGCAUCUGCUACCACUGCCUGGGGCAUAUGCACAUUGGGGCACACCCAGGCAGGGGUGGGCAUGGAGGGAGCCAGCGAUGGCUACACUAGCCUAGCCUAGCCCAGUCCUAGCUGUCAAAGCAGCUGCUUCAAAUCCGUUGGAAGGGUGCCCUCACACACACACCCUGGCAGCCCUGCACAGCUUUGCAAGGCUGGCAUCAGGCUGUCGGAUCCCAGCCCCAGGAAAUGGCACCGGGGGGGCACUUGCACACCGGAACCCAGCCUAGGAGAGGGGCAGCAAUGCUGCCGCAGCCUCUCCUCUGCUUCCACCCCCAGGUCAUGCCCUCUUCCUCCCUCCUUGGUGGGUGGGGGUGGGGUAACCGUGGUGCCCUCCCCCUUCCCGCCUAUUGAAAUCCAGCAGCUGCCUUCACUGUACCCUUUUAAACACCUGCUGAAAACAUCAUUGUUUAGACAAGUCUACCCAGAUGAUCUAAGGUCACUUUAAUCUGUUUUGGUAUUUUAACUUUUAUAUGUUUUAAAGUAGGGUUGUAAUUGUUCUUGAUUUUCUUGUUUUCUCCUUUUGCAAACCACUUUGAGGGGUUUUUUUGGGGGGGUUACAACCAAGUGGUGUACAGAUGUUAUGAAAUAAAUAAUAAGUAGAUAAGAAACUUCUUGCAAGAUCCGGGCUCUGUUUGAAGCCAAUGAAGAAGAAUAUCAUAGCGCCUGAAAUGUUAAGGGUAGUCAAAGGAGAUCAGAUUCCAUGAGGAGAUCCCUUCUGUUUUAUUUUUAGUUCAAAGUGACUGCAUCAGAGGGGAGUGGAUCAAUUUGGGGAAGCUAUGUUUGGGAGAGAGGGACACAGGUGGCACUGUGAGUUAAACCACAGAGCCUAGGACUUGCCGAUCAGAAGGUCAGCGAUUCGAAUCCCCGCGACGGGGUGAGCUCCCAUUGCUCGGUCCCUGCUCCUGCCCACCUAGCAGUUCGAAAGCACAUCAGAGGGCAAGUAGAUAAAUAGGUACUGCUCGGGCGGGAAGGUAAACGGCGUUUCCGUGCGCUGCUCUGGUUCGCCAGAAGCGGCUUAGUCAUGCCGGCCACAUGACCUGGAAGCUGUACGCCAGCUCCCUCGGCCAAUAAAGCGAGAUGAGCACUGCAACCCCAGAGUCGGUCACGACUGGACCUAAUGGUCAGGGGUCCCUUUACCUUUACCUUUUCUAUGUUUGGGAGAGGGAGCGCUUAACGCUCUCCCUGCCUAUCUGAAUGCCUCUCUGCUUUCUCUGCCCAUCUGAAUGACACAGCUCACCCACCACUGCCCUCCCAGGAGAAAACGCACAAGUACCACUGGUCUUCUCCCACAGAGCAAAUAGCUUUUUAAUUUUUAUCGGGCUUUUUAAUCCUCUGCUGUUUGUUUUUUUGCUGCUUUGUAUUUGUUUUAUGUCUACUGGCUGCUUUUAUGCCACUCUUUUGACUUGUGUUGCUUUAAUAUUUUGCUUUAAUUUGCUUUUAUUGUAAUUUUAGAUGCUCCAUAAGCUGCCCUGGAAGCUCCCUGUGGGGUAGGGUAUAAAUCUCUAAAAACAAGGAAGCGCAGAGAAAGGAGGAGAAGGAAGAGGGCAGGCCUCUCCUCUGGCGGCACCACUUUCCCAGUCGCACCCAAAGGGGCUUCCAGAACAGCUGUCAACUUUUAUUUUUUAAAGUGUGCAUAGAUCUUCCUGUGUCCUAAAAGGAUGCUGUAAAGACUUUGAAUUUUGAUUGCUAUGCACCUUUAUGAAAAUAAGUGUAAAUAUUAAUAUCGUCAGGCAGGCUUGGGCUUCAGUUUCAUCAUGGUUCAAGCAGCAGUGGCUACUUCAGGAAAAAGCAGGCCCAAUUUCCCACAGGAUUUUCAAACACUCAUAGGUACAAAAACCCUUGAGGCAAACAGCUUGAAAGGGCUUUUAGAAGCAUUGUCAAAAGGGGCUAUCCAUUAUCAUCAUCAUUGCCUCUAAUAGGGAGCUUAGCUCACUGAGUGCCUACUGUUUUUGAGGGGAGAUGAGGCCAGACACAAAAAGGCAGAGGUUUUUCUACAUUAUCAGGGGACUCCCUAGGUACACAGUUGUAUCCAAGCAUGAUAUUCAACUACGAUUUACUCCGAGUAGACCCACUGUAAUAUGCAUGACUAAGUUAGCUACCAUACAUUAAUUUAAAUGGCUCUGCUCUGUGUAAAACAUAGUCGAAUGCCAGACCCUUUAAAUUACUGUUUAUUCAUUUAUUUUUAAUCUCAAAUACAGUAGUCUCGUAAGGAUCUUCAUGCUUCCAGGACUUACAGACUGUUGGGGGUGGUUGAGCCAAAAAGAUAGGGAAAUCUUAAAAAACUAAACUCCCCACGUGGUACAGCAGCAUAUUCUUGCAUUGCAGAGAGUUUGGACCAGGUGGUCUUCAGGGCACUGGCGGAGGAAGGGGGUGCGCUAGGUGCGGUCUGCCCCGGGUGUCAUCCCUGAGGGGGGUGGGUGACAUCGCCGCAGCGCCCCCUGGGAAGCUCGCUGUGAGCAGCUAGCCCCGUCCCCCCGGGCAGCUAGCUCCGCCCCCACGGGUGACUAGCUCCACCCCCAGGUGUGCAGCGUGUGCGCCGUCCCGGGUGCCAGAGCAGCUAGUUCCGCCUCUGCCUCAGGGUCCCUUGCAACUCUACAGUUCUAUGAUCCUAUGAUUCCAUUGCCUGGAAAUGGAAUUUUGAAGUGCCUUUGCUGUAGCUUUGCUUGGGAGAGUCAUGAGGGAAAAACCCACUCCAGCCUCAUCACAGUUUUGUUAAAAUCCUGGAUUACUCUAUGUUCACUUCUGCCUGUGGGGGGGGGGGGAGAGAAAGGGAGAGAGAGAGAGAGAGAGAGAGAGAGAGAGAGAGAGAGAGAGAGAGAGAGAGAGAGACUUAAUCUGCAAUCCUAUACACAUCUUCCCAGGAGUAAGCCUCAUUUAGCUCAAUUGGAUUUACAUCUCAGAAGACCUGUAUAGGAUUGCACCCAAAAUCUGAACCCUCUAGCUCUACAUAGCAUGGUAGAGGCCUCUUCUGAAAUCCUCUCCUCCUGAGAUGAUGCCUGAGCAGCACUGCAAGGCUCCUCUUACAGGACAGGGAUAUGCUGCAACAUUUUGUUGAUCUCCCACUAAUUCCCUUAAUUCUGAAUUUGAGCAGCCCUGGUACUAUCUGUGUGAAAUGGGGAGCACAAAAAUAAGGUAGUGGCUUAUACACAUGCCAGGCACUCAUGGUCCCUGGUCUGGAACAAGUAUCAUAGUUUUAAAAACAAUUCACACACACACACACACACACACACACACACACACACCAGUCCAAUAAGGACCUGUGAGCUUUCAAGACCUAGGAGAUAAUGGGUAAUUGAAACAAGGAAUCUUAAGAGUGAAAGUUGAGGCGGAGAAAGAAGAAACUGAUGUAACAGUAACAGUAAUACCUUGGAGAUGGGGGUUGUGUGUGAAGCUCAUGCCAUAAACUUCUCAUCCCUGUUUUCCCUCUAGGGUGCUUGCACACGGCGGCUUAUUGGGAACUUGGUGCUGCUUAUAUAUGCAAGUUUUGCCCAACACGCACACAUCAUUCUCAUCAAAAUGCCACCCCCUUGUAUAAUAAUUUCUCAUUUCAUCCGGAUUUACAGUUUCUGUGGAAAAUCCAAUAAGUAGUAAAGUACCUACAGAAACAGUAAAUCCAGAUUAAAAUGUGGGGUGGGGAGAAUAUGGGGUGGCAUUUUGAUGAGGAUGACAUUGUAUGGAUGCUGUGAAAAAAACUGGAUGUGUGAGCGGCACUGAGACUAAAACAACCUGCCACGUGGAAGCAUCCUCCAUACCAUUUCGAAAGUCAGCCUCCUGCCCUGUUUGGUCUUAGGCUUAUAAAUAAAGAUGAGAAGGGGUAGCCAUUCCUUUCCUUCAUUUACAGACACCUAUGGUGCUCACCAAAAGCCACAGGGAACAGUUCUUCAUGGCAUUUUCAGUGGGGUAGAAGGCCAAGGGAGAAGCGGCAGUGGAGACCCAGGGGUCAAACCUGAAUUGGAUUUUGGCAUUCGUUCCACCUUUACCUGCAGACGUGUGACAGCCCUUGACACACACACACCCCCCAUAUAUCACCAAUCCUAUUUUUUCCGAAGGCUGGUGAUGCCUUUUUAAAAUAAUAAUAAUAAUAAUAAUAAUAAUAAUAAUAAUAAUAUUAUUGGUGUGCUCUGUGCACUAACUUACCUUUUACACACACAUAUUUAAACAACCUGAUCGUAACAUAACCAAAAUUUCCAUUGUGAAAUUAGAGAUUCUACUAAAAAAUCUUUCGGGAAAAAGUAUUAAAAGAGAUGGCCCAGUGCAGACAUUCAGACUGAGAAACGAAUGCAGAGCAAGCUAUUUCACUUUAAGCAGGUAUCUCAGAAAGGUAAGAGCCUUCAGAAAUAUUUAACAGUACAGUCUCCAGCUGUGUUCCUGUGCAGUGAGAACAAGGCUGGGACAAGAACACAAGAACACUCUUUUCACCUGUGAAAUGUUGGGAUGUUUACGAACCCAUAUUGAAUCAUUUUGAAUAUGGUCAACAAACCUACCUUUCCUCUUAUUCCAAACUAUAUUUGACAUGUGCAUGUCACAUUCUGCAAAAAUACUGUUUUUUUUCUCUUUUAUCCAACAUAAAUUCAUUCUGUGUGUCUUACCUAUAAUUCAUUUUUCUAUUGAUUGCAUCUCUUCUGUAUUUAGGGUUGAUCCAAAAAGCCACAGCAGGGACGCUUUUCAUUACACCUUUCAGCUCCCACAACACAGGGGUUUGUUUUAGCCAUCUUUAAGCAGGGCCCCACAGACAGGGGCAAAACUGUUCACAUUGGUUAUCCUUAGCUGGCAGAGGUUCCUUAGUUUCCCAAGAUGGGAUAAGGAUUGCAAUUCUGAGCCCCGCCCCCAACCCUGGGAACAUUGUUCUAUUUAUUAGAUAAAUUUUUAAACCCUCACCCCUUUGAAAAGGUAGAAAAAAUGUGCACCACAAAAGAAUCAGUCUAAAUAAUAUUCAUUGUUGUGAGUUGCCUUUAGCAUAGUUAUUAUUCAGGGGAGAAAUGGUUAUAACCCAUUCCAAUUUCAAUAUUUGGAUGUCCAUCACACUCCUGGCGGCAACUAGAUGCCCCUGUUAAAAUAUUUCCCAAGAUCCUUGAGGCCUAGAAUAUUGCUGUUGCCAGGGCUUCUUUUCAGCCAGAAAUCAUGGGAAAUCAGUUCUGGCACCUCUCAAGUGGGCACCAUUGCCAUUAUAAGAGAACAAGGGAGGCGUUCAUGGUGAAUUCUGGCACCUCUUUUUCUAGAAAAAUAGCACUGGCUGCUGCAGCAUUUAAGGUGCCAGGAUAGGAGCAGGCAACAAACAUUACCUCAUAGAACACAAUGGAGCAUGCUCAUGAAAGCAUCUCCAGUACAACAGAUCUCCAGAACACCUGAUGUCCAUUCUAAGGACUUGGGCAUUCUGAGGAACUGCAUUUUCCAUCGUCCAUGUGAGAGCCCUUAAGAUAUUUGAAGAUGACUAUCAUAUCUCUUUUUCAGGUUAAACCACACCCAGCUCCCUCAACCGUUCCUCAUCUGACUUGGCUCCAGGUGUGGUCUGAGCAAGGCACAAUAGAGCGGUAGUGUUGCUUCCCUUGAUCUGGACACUAUACUUCUGUUGGUGUAGCCUAGAAUAGCAUUAGCGUUUUUUGCUGCUGCAUCACACUGUUGACUUGGGUUAAGCUUGUGGUCUAAGACCCCUAGAUCCUAUUCACAUGCAGUACUGCCAGUCCGGGUGUCCCCCAUCUCAUAUUUGUGCUGCAGACUACGCCUGCCUAAGAUAAAGCACACAAAGUGUGCUAAGUACUAUUAUUAAUGGCAAUGCUUUUCUCCACCCUUCCAGGGCAGCUAGAUUACAUCCCCCACUGCAGCGGCCAUGGCAACUUCAGCCUGGAAUCCUGUGGUUGUGUCUGCAAUGAAGGCUGGGCUGGGAAGAACUGCUCCGAGCCCCUCUGCCCCAUGGGCUGCUCAAGCCGGGGCGUGUGCGUUGAUGGGCAGUGCAUCUGCGACAGUGACUAUAGCGGAGAGGAUUGCUCAGAGGCCCGCUGCCCCACCGACUGCAGCUCCCGGGGGCUCUGUGUGGAUGGAGAAUGCAUCUGCGAAGAGGGCUUUGCUGGGGAAGACUGCAGUGAGCUCAGGUGCCCUGAGGACUGCUCAGGAAAGGGGAGAUGUGCCAACGGGACUUGCAUCUGCCAGGAGGGCUACGUGGGGGAAGACUGCGGGCAGCUGAGAUGCCUCAACGCCUGCAGCGGGCGCGGAUUCUGCCAGGAGGGCCUGUGCUCUUGUGAGGAAGGCUACCAGGGGAGAGACUGCUCAGCAGGUAGGAUGGCAUGUCAGUCAGGCAGGCUGCGUGAUGCCCUCUGUGCGAGGCACAGCCCAUGUUUCCUAGUAAUUGUUCCUGCUCAAUCAGUGCACAUAUUUCUCCUUUUUAUAGGUUUUGCAGAUUCCUUCUUUUGUUUUUGUUUUUUCAAAAAAAUGUUGCUGCUAUGCAGCUGUAGGCAUGCUAGUGUCCUGGCUUCCCUUUCCAUCACCCAUCCGAUGCAUUAUCAUAUAUUUACAUAAUAAUGUCGAAGCUAUUGUAACUAUUUCACAGGUACAACCAGAUCCAUUGUGAAAAGCUGACAUUCUAUUAAAUCGCCUUGACUUUGUUUAAAAAGGGAGAUGUCACCGUAGCGAGUUUCCCCACAUGCUAUGAUGAGAAAGGGAUGGCUGCUAUGAGAGAGCAGGGAAGGCUGUUGAGCACAGUUGGUAUGGCAGAAAGGGAAGAGGCUUCUUGUGGCAGAGGGGCUUCAGCAGCAAUCUUUGGGGUAAGAAGUCAGGUGUUGCCACGAGAACUCAAGACUGAAAUCUUGAGACAACAGCAGUGAAGGCUCGUCUAUUGGGCUUUGUAGGGCACUGCCCUACCAUGCUCAGUCUGCCCUGAACCAGCCCCCACAUGCCCACCUCCUUGCAGUAAGGCAGGCACUGCCAGGCUCCUCCUCGGUCUCAGUGUUGCCUUUCUAGAAUUCAGCAGGCAGCAGAAUGGGGACAAAACCAGUAAUAGUUGGCUCCACCUAUGUUUGGUUUAUUGACUCUGGCUCCACCUACUGUUGGCUGGCCGACCGUCCACCCAAUGUACACCAGCCUCCACUGGACAACACUGGUGUAUGGGGCUGUUCAAAUAAUUUGCUCAGGAGCCCUGACCUCAGAAACAGAUACUGGAAGGAAAGUCGUCAAAAGCUCCAUGACUGGGGUCAGCUGAGAUGCCAUUUUCCUAUUUUGCCAAAGGCAACUCCAGGAAGGACCAAGAAGUAAGAUUCCCAACUGUGAUCUGACUAGCUGCUUUUCUAUGUAACUGUUGGCAUCUGAAAGACCCAUUUGCACACCUUAGAAUGCUGUCUUGAGAAUUCUACAGAAGAUAAUUUACUGAGUUGCACCCCUGGCUUUUGCUAUGGUGAAUGUGCCUGAUCUACCGUGGUCAGGACUACAUCCUGGGCCUGCUUGGGAAUUCUUGCCAUUCUUUAGUCAAGUAACAAUGUGCCCUUGUCUUUACUGUUUUAAAAGUAUGUAUCUUGCCCUCUUAGAAGACAAAGUCCAGCAACUGGAGGAACGUGUAGCUACGCUCCAAAGAAUUAGAGAGCUGGAGCUCUUCUUGGAAGCAACAGAGCACACCGUCUCCACCAAGGAGGAGACAGGGGACUCCCCUGAGAAGGAGGCUAGUUCAUCAACACAGGAGCCAGAUAUAUGGAGAAACAUGACUCAAAGAAGUAGGAGGCCCAGGGUUCUCUCUGAUUGUUUAGAAAUACACAAUCGCUUUGAGGUCCUCUCCCCUAGCAUGGAAGACGAAGAGCAGACUCCAUUUGAUUUUUUUUUUUAAAGAUAUUUAUUAAGAUUUUCAAAAUGUUACAAAACAAAAAAAAAAAAAAGUACAAAAAUAAAAAUGGCUAAAAACAACUCAAUCUUUCUAUUACUUAUUUUUCAUUAGCUUAUUUCCCGGACCUCCUCACGCCUCCAUUUUUUGUAUUCCAGUUCAGUUUGUUGGUUCAGCAAAUCCUUACCCUCUUUGUUUAUCCUAAUCUUUAAUCUUAAAAUAUUGUAACGUUAAAUUUUUACCUAUUAAUAAUCCAUUUUUCAUAUUCCCUUAUAGUAUUACAGCUGAAAACCACUUAAUUUCUAUCCAACAUCAUUCUAACAUUCAUUAAUUUUACAAUAUUUCUGUAGAUAGUCCUUAAAUUUCUUCCAAUCUUCUUCCACCGACUCUUCUCCCUGGUCUCGGAUUCUGCCAGUCAUUUCCGCCAGUUCCAUAUAGUCCAUCACCUUCAUCUGCCAUUCUUCCAGAGUGGGUAGAUCUUGUGUCUUCCAAUACUUUGCAAUGAGUAUUCUUGCUGCUGUUGUGGCGUACAUAAAAAAAGUUCUGUCCUUCUUUGGCACCAGUUGACCGACUAUGCCCAGGAGAAAGGCCUCUGGUUUCUUCAAGAAGGUAUAUUUAAAUACCUUUUUCAAUUCAUUAUAUAUCAUCUCCCAGAAAGCCUUAAUCCUUGGGCACGUCCACCAAAGGUGAAAGAAUGUACCUUCAGUUUCUUUACAUUUCCAACAUUUGUUAUCGGGCAAAUGAUAGAUUUUUGCAAGCUUGACUGGGGUCAUGUACCACCUGUAUAUCAUUUUCAUAAUAUUCUCUCUUAAGGCAUUACAUGCUGUAAACUUCAUACCUGUGGUCCAUAACUGUUCCCAGUCAGCCAUCAUUAUGUUAUGUCCAACAUCUUGUGCCCACUUGAUCAUAGCAGAUUUCACCAUUUCAUCCUGAGUAUUCCAUUUCAACAGCAAGUUAUACAUCUGAGGAUCUCUCCCUCAUUACAGUCGAUCAGGUAUAUGAAGACGAGCAGCAAAGUCAGUCCUCAGGGAAUGUGCAGGCAACCUUGGAACGGACAGCUCACGGAAGAACUCUGACCAAACCUAAGAGGAGGCGUGUAGUGGUGAUAGGGGAUUCCCUACUGAGGGGAACAGAAGCAAUGAUCUGUGGGCCUGACAAGAUGUCUCGGGAAGUGUGCUGUCUCUCCGGGGCUAAGAUCCAAGAUGUAACUGAACGACUGCAAGGAAUCAUAAAACCCACUGACAAAUACCCCUUCCUCUUGGUUCAUGUGGGAACCAAUGACACUGCAAGCAAUAGCCUCCAGAAGAUCAAAAGAGACUAUGAGGCUCUGGGCAGGAAAUUGAAGCAAUUAAAUGCACAAAUUGUCAUCUCAUCUGUCCUCCCAGUUGAACGACGUGGCCCAGGGAGAGAGGGAAAAUAGUGGAAGUGAACAGCUGGCUUCGCAAAUGGUGUAAACAGGAACGGUUUGGAUUCUUAGAUCACGGACUGCAGUUUCUUGAAGAUGGACUUCUGGCAAGCGAUGGGCUGCACCUCACAACGGUUGGGAGGAAUGUUUUUGCCAAAAAUCUCAGAAACCUCAUCAGGAGGGCUUUAAACUGACUAAUGUGGGGAGGAGACAGUGCUCCUGAAGGUAGGAGUCUAUCAAUUGAUGAAGAUGAUCAUCCAAAUGUCAUAGACCAAAUGGAGCAAACAGCACACAGACCUAGUGGUGGGAGGAAAAAAUCCUUAAAUAAGAGACACGGGGAAUGAUUAAUGGACUUCAAUGUCUGUACACUAAUGCGCAAAGCAUGGGAAAUAAACAAGAUGAGCUUGAGCUCUUGGUACAGCAAACUAAAUAUGACAUAAUAGGCAUCACUGAAACCUGGUGGGAUAAGUCCCACGAUUGGAAUGUAAAUAAUGGGGGGAUACAAUCUAUUUCAGAGAAACAGACCAGACAAGAAAGGAGGAGGAGUGGUGUUAUAUGUCAGGGAUGUGUAUACCUGUGAAGAGAUCCAAGAUUUAGAACCUCAAAGCCAAAGUGAGAGCAUUUGGGUCAAAAUUAAGGGAGAGAAGAAUAACAGUGACCUCAUUGUGGCAGUUUACUAUAGAUCCCCAAGCCAAACGGAGGAUAUAGAUGAUGCCUUCCUGGAACAGAUGGCCAAGCAUGCAAAAGGAAGGGAGAUAGUAGUAAUGGGGGACUUCAGUUACCCGGAUAUUUGUUGGAUGUCAAACUCAGCCAAGAGCAUAAGGUCAAACAGAUUCCUCACUGGCCUUGCAGACAACUUCAUUGUCCAGAAAGUGGGAGAAGCAACAAGAGGAACAGCCAUUUUAGAUCUGGUCCUAACCAAUGUUGAUGACCUGGUUAGUGGGGUAGAAGUGGAAGGAUCAUUAGGCGCGAGUGAUCAUGCUCUUCUGAAGUUUACUAUACAGCGGAAAGGAGCAGCCAAGCAUACUAGGACUCAAUUUCUUGACUUUAAGAAAGCCGACUUCAUAAAACUUAGGGAAGUGCUGGGUGAGAUCCCAUGGACAGUAAUACUAAAAGGAAAGGGAGUUCAUGAUGGCUGGGAGUUUGUUAAGAGGGAGAUAGUAAAAGCACAACUUCAGGCAAUACCAGUGAGACGUAAACAUGGAAGGUGCCUAAAGAAGCCAGGGUGGCUAUCUAAAGAACUUUUAACUGAGUUAAGAUUAAAAAAGGAUGUGUACAAAAAAUGGAAAAGGGGGGAAACCACCCAAAGGGUGCUCAUCAAUGGUUCCUCUUCAUCCUGGAGAAGAGUGACUAGUGGGGUGCCACAGGGUUCUGUCUUGGGCCCGGUCUUAUUCAACAUCUUUAUCAACGACUUGGAUGAUGGACUCAAGGGCAUCCUGAUCAAAUUUGCAGAUGACACCAAAUUGGGAGGGGUGGCUAACACCCCAGAGGACAGGAUCACACUUCAAAACGACCUUGACAGAUUAGAGACCUGGGCCAAAACAAACAAGAUGAAUUUUAACAGGGAGAAAUGUAAAGUAUUGUACUUGGGGAAAAAGAAUGAGAGGCACAAAUACAAGAUGGGUGACACCUGGCUUGAGAGCAGUACAUGUGAAAAGGAUCUAGGAGUCUUGGUUGACCACAAACUUGACAUGAGCCAACAGUGUGACGCGGCAGCUAAAAAGCCAAUGCAAUUCUGGGCUGCAUCAAUAGGAGUAUAGCAUCUAGAUCAAGGGAAGUAAUAGUGCCACUGUAUUCUGCUCUGGUCAGACCUCACCUGGAGUACUGUGUCCAGUUCUGGGCACCACAGUUCAAGAAGGACACUGACAAACUGGAAUGUGUCCAGAGGAGGGCAACCAAAAUGGUCAAAGGCCUGGAAUGAUGCCUUAUGAGGAACGGCUAAGGGAGCUGGGCAUGUUUAGCCUGGAGAAGAGGAGGUUAAGGGGUGAUAUGAUAGCCAUGUUCAAAUAUAUAAAAGGAUGUCACAUAGAGGAGGGAGAAAGGUUGUUUUCUGCUGCUCCAGAGAAGCGGACACGGAGCAAUGGAUCCAAACUACAAGAAAGAAGAUUCCACCUAAACCUUAGGAAGAACCUCCUGACAGUAAGAGCUGUUCGACAGUGGAAUUUGCUGCCAAGGAGUGUGGUGGAGUCUCCUUCUUUGGAGGUCUUUAAGCAGAGGCUUGACAACCAUAUGUCAGGAGUGCUCUGAUGGUGUCUCCUGCUUGGCAGGGGGUUGGACUCGAUGGCCCUUGUGGUCUCUUCCAACUCUAUGAUUCUAUGAUUCUAUGAUUCUAUGAGCUACAGGAGCAUCAGGGCUGUUAUCGAAAGCAUUUUUCCACUUGUGUCCACUCAAGGAGGCUAUUUGAGCAAUAAGAUAAAAGCACCGCUUGGCAUUUCUCACUUAAAACAACAAGCUUGAAUCUGAUGAGGGGUGCUCAGCAGCACAGUGCUGUCUCCUAAUCCAAAGCGGUUUGAUGUCUCUGCUAAAUAAAUUCUCCACCCCUGAGGGAAUGCAGAAAAUGAAGGCGGUGGCCAGAAUCAAACACCCUUUCAAUCUCCAACAGCUUAUUUUCCAGGACUUUCUUCUAACUACUAUUGCCCACCCUUUUUGCAAACUCUUUGGGCUGAUUAAUUCCAUCCCAUGGAGUAGAACAAAGGCUGCUUCUCUUCCCUCCCCACUAGGUGUACUGUACACAUCUGCACGGGGAUGGCAUGUCCAAAGUCAGAUAGAGACAUAGGCUGGCACCAGACCCGCCUUGCCUCCUGCCCAUAGACAGCAUGAUCAGGGAGGACAAGCAAGCACCAGAUGGCGCACUAGAUUGGCCCAAAGGUAUGGUCCACACUGGUCCAGCAUUAAAACUUAAUUCCAGAUGGAGCUUUUCAAAGAAAUGAAACAAGAGUGUAAGAUCAAGAACAGGGUCACAGCAGAGGCUCGUCUUGUGUGCGGUCACACCCUCAAGAAGUAAGUCCCUCUUGUUCAAUGGAGUAUCAUGCCAGGUUAGUGUGCAUGAGAUUGCACACUGUCUGUCCUUUCUGAGUCCACGAUGAAGUCCACAGUUCUUGUGGAUCAUUUGUGGUGAACGAGUAACACUGAGCUGAUCCCUCCUCCGCAAAGGGUAAGAAGAAUAUCGGAAGUAAUGCCAUCAGCAAACACAGUGGCAUGGCCAAGGGUUUAGCAGCUAAUGUGAAAGGAGUAAUUUGCUCUUGCUAAUUAAAAAAGCCGUGGUGUUCCAAUGUUGACACUGACAUUUUGAUAUUUGCUCUCCUGCACACGUGAGGUAGAAUCAAGAAAGGCGCUUUCUCCUGCCUUAUUAUUUACAGCAGGCUGCACAUACAGAAUCUUUAAAUCCCAAAUGCCCUCUGCUUAUUAGAGCUAAUCCUUGUUGUGCCAAAGGUUUUCUGGUGGAAGAGAGAGCUCACGUGUUUUUGCAUUGCCCCCUUAAAUCCAUUAUUUUCAUUCAAAGUCUCAGAAAGGCCACAUCAUAGUUUGACCUUUUUCCUGCGCUUUUCGCUAGUACAUAAGCCUUCCCUACUCCCCUCUGCCCCCUUUUAGCAAUGCUGCCUUCACCUUCUCUUUGAGAUGCCCUGUUUAAGAUUGCAAACCUUUCUGGGCAGCCGUGGGGGUUGCAUAUACACUACACGUUCAAAGCACAUGCCUUCCCCUGCCCCCAAAGUGUAGUCUGUAAAAGAAAGUGUAGCCCUAUAAGGGAGGGAACUACAGUUCUCGGGAUUCUCUGGGAGGUAUUGUAUGCUUGAAAUGUGCUUUGAAUGCAUGGUGUAUACGUGGCCUGUGUCGUUUCUUGAUUUUGUAACCAAACAAACCCCUGUGUUGCAAAGAGAACGUCAGCAAUGUCUAGGCAACACGAUGACCAUAUACAUACGCAAUCGACAAUCUUUAUAGAAUUCCUUCAAACCAAAACAAGUACAAAAUGAAAUCUUUAGACUCAAAAUCUCUGAAAAUCUUUAAAUGAAGCGAGGUACCAGACUUUGUACGAUGAAAGACAAGCUGUGAAGCUUUGUAUAUUCAGCAAAUAUGAUGAUGUCCAACACUGAACAGUGAUUCCGGAUAUUGACUACUGUUUCGUAGAAUUCUUCAUCAGCGUGGUGGGAGGAUAUAGAAUUGCUUCAUAAACCGAAAAUAAAAUUUUAAAGAUGAUGACCUGCAUGCACAUAUCACUUUCCAAAAAUUAUAAACUGUAAUACAAACAGUAAUGAAAAAGAGUACAUACCCCAUCUUGUUUUGAAUGAAUGUAUGUAAAUGAAAAUAUCAAAUGCUGUGGAAUAGUGCUCAUGUAAUAAUGUAGUCACUGCUACUAACAAUAUUUUUUGAAAAACAUAUAAAGCCAACUCCAGGUGGUGCUAAUAACAAGGAGGUUGAGUUAAAGGUACAGUGCAAAGUAACAGUGCAAAUACCAGGAGAUUUCUGGAUUUUGGACACCUUCUGCCACAGCAGAAAAAGUGAGUAGGUGAAUAGGACAGUGACUUAUGGCUCUCCAUCCGUCUAAUCUAGUUUCAAAACACUGAAAUUUAAUGCACAGACCUCUACAGAGUGCUUUCCGACUCUCCCUCAGUUUAGACUCUGGCAUGCUCAAGGACUGGCCUCUUGUCAUGGUGGUGCUGUGCCCUGUUUGUAAAGUGGGGAAGGCACCAUCUCUGUGUAUGGAAGAACAUUACAGUCUUCUAAACCUUCACACAGGUUUCAUCCACACUUCCACUUCUCCUGCCGCUUUCCCCUGGGGAAACCCACUCUGUACCGUUGAAUCAGAGCAAACGUCAGUGGGGGUUUCUGUGGGCUGAUGUUUGCAUUGAUUCAGCAGGGAAGAGUGGGUUUUCAGGGGAAAGUAGCAGGGCAAACGGAAAACCACUCGGACAUUCUAGGCACAGGACAAGAGGACACUUCCCUAGUUAGGUAUUACAGAGCUAUAAUUACCUGUUGGAUUGAUGCUAAAAAUCACAAUCUGGUUAAAACGGGACAGUUGGAAGCUAUAUUUAUGUUGAUCAGCUAUUUAGGAUAAUGUUUUGGAUUUAUAUCUAUUUUUGCAAUCCUAACCAUGUCUACUCCUAAGCAAAUCCUAUUUAGUCCAAUGGGCUCCAUAGAGUUAGGAUUGCAGCCUUUGUCUCCUCACUAUCAAACAGCUGAUUUACAUAAAUGCACCUUAAGUGUUGAAACUAUGAACAUGCAACCCUCACUCCUGCUUCAGGAUGAGGGAUUGUGCACAGGGCAACGGCUGGUGCACCCAGUCCAUAAUUCAGUUCAGUUACUGGGGGGAGGGUUGUUUAACUGAAAAGAACCACCUCAGUUGCUGUGAUUGGGAACUGGAGAACAACAAGAGGAGAGGCUGUGCAAUACUCUCCCUCCUUGCUGCUUGACCCACCAAAUUCCUUCCCAGAUCUUUUCCCUAUGAGGAGAAAGGCAGCUGGGGGGUGAUUUUCAGAGGAGAAACAGCAGGAAGAGGAAGGGUAAAGCAACUCCUGCCACCUCAGUUAUUUGCUUCAAACUGGUAGUCUCCCAUACCUGUUCUUUUUUUUGGGGGGGGUACAUUUGCUGGAGAGGAAGGUGUGGUUGCAGCUGCUGGUUGAGGAGAUCUCAGUUUGUUACAUCAUGAUGCAUGAAAUGGUCCAUGCAACCCGAACUUAUACUUUACUUGGAAAUCAUUUGCGUUGAAUUCCAUAGGCACUUUGUAAAUGUGUUUCAGAUAACUGCCUUAGUUCACAGGCUGAGUGGGGAGCACAUUUCAAGGACACGUAGAUCCUUGCAGAGAUUUGUGGGUCACCUUACCUCUUACGGUCAAUAUAUUGGCUCUUCCUCCAGUUGCUCCACCUGAGAACCUGCGAGUGGCUGCGGUUGGCGACAGGUCCAUCGACCUGGAAUGGGAUGGGCCAAUGGCCGUGACUGAAUAUGUGAUCUCCUACCAGCCAGCAAUACCUGGGGGUCUGCAGCUCCAGCAGCGGGUGCCUGGGGACUGGAGCAGUGUCACUAUCAAGGAGCUGGAGCCAGGCUUGACAUACAACGUCACCAUCUAUGCCGUCAUCAGUGAUGUGCUCAGCGCCCCGGCUGGGGUCAAGGUGGCCACCCGUAAGUAUUGCAUGGUUUUUUGGCACCGAACAUGCAAUUUAAAAUGGAGAAGGAACUGCCUAAAUGUUGCCGCCUCUUCAUGGAGGGAGAUGUUCUCCUGAUUGAUUUAGAAGAGAGAAGAGCAAUCCUAAGAGCACUCUUGGGUGAGGAAGGGGAACCUGUGGCUCUCCAGAUGUUCUUGGACUCACAACUCCUAUCUGCCCCAGCUAGUAUGGUCAGGGGUCAUAGGAACUGCAGUCCAGCAACAUGUGCAGAGUCACUCUAUGCAGUUUUGCUCAGUGGGCUUCAAAGAUAAAUAAUAGGUUCUUGUGGUUCAGAUAGUAUGAUUUUGGAAGACUCCACUCAGGAUCAACCUAUCUAGGAAUGUAAAAAGAAAAAGGAAAGGAAAACAAAACAACUUACAAUCAGCAAAAAUUUCCUCUUAGAGUUUUACUUUCUCCUUGCAUUUUGCAUGGGGUGUUCCCCCUUCGUUCUCUUCACCCCACGGAUCUGGGUUCAGAAGUAAAGUCUGUGUGCGGUGGACAAGUUUUGUGAAAUCGCUCAAGUAUACCCAGCCUAGCAGAGAUUCCAGGAAGGUCGUGAGCUGCAUUGUUCCAACAAAGAAGAGCUUAUUGCUAGACAGUUGACAUCCUCAGAAAGAGGAGCUGAGAGGUACAAGCUGUAGGUUCAAGCAUGCAUAUUUAUACCAUACAGCACCAGUCAAAGUUUGUACCUCUCAAGCUUUUGUGUGCUCAUCCUGAUGCUGCAUUCAUCCUUAAAUGUCAUCUCUAAGAGCAGACACUCAUUCUAGUAGGAUUGGCAAAAUAAUUUUAAUCUUCAUUACAUUACAGUUUGUUUAGGCUGUUAGGUGUACUGAGAAAGGAAUUUUAAAAGUUGAUUAGAUCAGAGCCUGAUGGGAGCUGGAAGAAACCCCAUGGUCCUGUUAGGGGCUCUCAAUAUUCUUCCAUUUCAUAUUCCUCAGGCCUACCUGGAAUGCUAGGAAUUGAGACCUUCUGCCUGCAAUUCACAUGCUCUACCACUGAACCACACUUCCAUCAUAGCUGAUUUUCCCACUCAUCGUGGUUUUGAUCAUGGAAAGUAGAGAUUUGGGUUACAUGUUGACAAUUAAAACUGGGUUACGGUGCAGCUAACACAACCUCUCUCCCCCACCCUUUCUUCACCGCUAUGUUCCAGAGCUCUCCACUCCACAAGGGCUGCAGUUCAAAACAAUCACAGAGACCACCGUCGAGAUGCAAUGGGAGCCCUUCUCCUUCUUGUUUGAUGGCUGGGAGAUCAGCUUUAUCCCCAAGGUAAAUGUGACAUUUAGAGUGGUCCUUCUUCCAAGAGCAUAUUCUCACCAUCCAACUGGAGCCCAGGAGAGUCAGACUAUCGUGUUUCAGCUGGGUUACUUGAUUAUCAGAGGGGUUUUUUUGUGGGGAGGGAGCAAAAGGGCGCAGGAGGGAGGCUGAAUUGGUUGAUGUCAGUGUCCCUUCAGAUCCACCAGAGGACAGCAAGCAGCAGGAGGACACAGCAGUGUUAAAAGCUGGCUGCCAUCUGUUUGUGGCACAAUGUGGUCCAGAUGCCAUUGGCUUCAUAUAUGGUGGAGCUUUGGUGGGUUCCUGGUUUUCCUUUCCUGCCAGGGGCAAAUUACAUUGGUCAUCUCCAUCUCUAAGGGUCUAAUACUGUGAGAGCCAAUGUGGAGGCUGCAUUACUAGCACAAAUAGUGAGUGCCUGGAAUACUCUGCUUCCCCACUCAUAAUACAUUUCUAAAGGAAGGGUAUGUAGAUCUCAAUAGUUAGGACUGUUUGAUGCCAUUACAUUUCUUCCAUGAUAGUUGAAUAGGGAGUGAUCAGUUUUUAAGGCAAACAUGUUACAUCCCAGGAGAGGGGAAUCUUUUUGGCCCGAUGGGCCAGAUCUAAUCUCCCCCACCCCCACAGGCCACCUUUUGUCAAGUGAGUGGGUCCCCCACCUGUCGAUCAUCUGGUGUCCUAAUGAUGCCAAGUGUUUGGCAUGUGGAUUGUCCUGCACACCUGUCAAAGUUGGCCCAUGGGGAUGCGGGAUGGGGUUAUUGUUCAACCACAUCAGCUGAUAUACCUGGGGAAUUCAGUCCUGCUUUUUGCAGAGUUUGGGCACCCCAGGAAGUUCCUAGCAGGAACUCACCAGGGUACCUGAGCCUGUGUGUUCUCCUACUUGAAUUUCACUGCAAGUAGGAGAGUGCAAUGCUGGGUUGCUGCAGGAAAGAGCAUUCCUGUUCCUCCAUCCACAAGGCAGGACCCUACACAUGAGUAACACAUGAACAGGACCCUUAAGGGUGUGUUUAUUGAAAAGGAUCCUUAGAAAUGCAUGAUUUCUGUGCCUGUAUAAUGCAUUGUGGCAAGCCUUGUUUUGUUUGUUAAAGGUAAAGGUAAAGGUACCCCUGCCCGUACGGGCCAGUCGUGUCCGACUCUAGGGUUGUGCGCUCAUCUCACUUAAGAGGCCGGGAGCCAGCGCUGUCUGCAGACACUUCCGGGUCACGUGGCCAGCGUGACAAAGCUGCUCUGGCGAGCUGGCACCAGCACAGCACACGGAAACGCCAUUUACCUUCCCGCUAUAAAGCGGUACCUAUUUAUCUACUUGCACUUAGGGGUGCUUUCGAACUGCUAGGUGGGCAGAAGCUGGGACCGAAAGACGGGAGCUGACCCUGCCGCAGGGAUUUGAACCGCCGACCAUGCGAUCGGCAAGUCCUAGGCGCUGAGGUUUUACCCACAGCGCCACCCGCGUCCCUCACAUCCCUCGCGCCACCCGCGUCCCGCGUUUUGUUUGUUACAAGGUGUCAAAGUCCCAGUGUAUAUGCUCUCCAUACUGAUUGCUAUUUGCAAAAACAUUGAAGAAUCAGAGAUGCCUUGACAUGAGUAUGGCAUGAUAGGUAAUUUGACCCUGAAAAUUAAGAUUUCCUAUUUAACAAAGCGGGUAUCUAAAGAAAAAAUUAAUCGAAGGUUGGGAUAUGCUGGGGUUUAUUGGACUUCAGAACACAUGUGUAAACAAAGCAAUCUUCCCAUAUGAAGGGAAUCAUAUUAAAAUUUGAUUCGCUAAUACCACCAUUUCUUCCAAACUUCAAGCCAGCUUGUUUAAUCUCCCCAGGACAAUGAAGGGGGCGUGAUUGCACAGCUCCCUAGCAGCGUGACAACGUUUAAUCAGACGGGCCUGAAACCAGGUGAGGAGUACACAGUCAAUGUGGUUGCCCUCAAGGAACAAGCCCGGAGUCCGCCAGCCUCAGCCAGUGUCUCAACGUGUGAGUAGCCCACCCUGCAGUUCUGUGUGAGUUUGAGGGUUAACAGCAAUUUUUCUUCCAGGUAGGAUUGAAGAUUGUACUGAGGCUUAUAUGCAAUUACACCUAAAUGGAACCCACAUAUUCGGAGGCAGACUCCCUCUGAAUUCCUGGCACACACAACAGGAGAGUUUCUGCCUUCAUGUUGUUCUGCUGGUGGCAUUCCCAGAAGCUUCUCUGCCUGACCAUGGCUGAAAAGAGGAAGCUGGACUAGAGCUAAACUUUUGGUCUGAUCUCACAGGGCUCAUUUUGUGGGCAACAGAUGAAUGGGUAUUUAGUAUUCUAGCUCCUGUUUGUUUCUAGCUUUGAAGCUGCAGCAAAGAGGAUCUCAUUCGGCCGGCUCCUGGUAAUUGCAUCAAAUGGCUCCAUUCACCAAAAAACAUCUUUAAGGGGGAAGAAAGAAUGCAUAAACAGCUCUUGCAAAGUUCUCAGAGAGAGGGAUGUGCCAAGAUGGUUGAUAAUUAUAAAGCAAUUAAUGGACCUUGGAGUGAGGAGUAGGAAAUGUGUGCCAAGUAUCACGUUUGUACAAGCAGCCCUUUCGCUCAGACAAAAGAGAGUCUGCUGAACAAGAAUCAGCGGUUCUGAUGCAGAUCGUAGUCACCCUGUCAUUAUGUCAGCAGGAAUAUACAGACAUUCCUUCUCUUUCUUUCUUUUUUCCUUUACAGAUGUUGUCUGCUUUAGAAUGGCUUGCAGGAUGUGGUUUACAAGUGGCACCUACAGGCCAUCUGAAGCAACUGCCCCUUUUAAAGUGCUCUUUUGGUGUUUGUUCAUCUAUGGGUGCAUUUUGCAAAUGUUCCGAACAACACUUUGUUUAGUAAUUAAAACUUGGAGGCACACUUCAUGUUUAAACAUGAAAAUGCCUCCUGUUAGAUUUUGUGAAAAUUGCCCACCGUCAGACCUCAGCCACCCCCUGACUUUCUGCAUGAGUCACUUUUCUUGCCCUGCUUCCUGCCUGGAAGGAGUCAAGAAUUCAUUCAGAGAAGCUGUGGGCAUUAUCCUCUUCUUAUGGUGGGAAAUGCUUUGCCAAGAGUUAUUGAAUUAUCAAUGGAUGCCCAAAAAGCAGCAAAAUUACCUCCCCCUACUGGAGACUGAUUUGAAGGAGACACAGUCAGAACAGCAAAUCUUGCAGAGAAUAUAUCCACUUGAAUUCUAUGUGAAUUAUCCCCUUCUUCCUCUCCUCAAAUGUCCCAUUCUGGGUUUCCUCCCUAUACCUCACCUUUGGCCACCUUUCAUCAUCUGUUUUUCCUAGAAAUUUGACUUCUAUACAUGUCAGAUAUGAUACAUUUUAGAAUCCUCACAUUUACCUAAAAGUUCAUAGCAAUGGGGUGAUUGCUGUUUUCUUCCAGCCAAGGGUCUGUUAGACUGGGUUUCCACAUUCCCACAAUUUAAGAACAAACAUAAAUAAUUAUCCAAUAGACAUGCAAACUUAUUUGACUUUGCUCUCUUGCUCAGGUCAUUUGGAUAUGGCUACAGCUUUGCUCUUUCUGCUGCUCUGCUCCUCCAGCUUUUGUCUGGGUUACAUGGCAUAGGUGAAUCUGUAGGUGUGGUGUGGGAAAGAUGGUUUUGCCUCAGGCCAAACGAGACACCUUUGCCCUGAAAAUGUGCACGCUUUUAAAAAUGCAAAUGGCAGCUAGAAGCACUUGUCUUGCUCAAAUUUCCUUGACUUCCUUGCCUUGCAGAUCAUAUUAUUUGAAUAAAUUUCUUAAUGAACUGUCCAUGUGGAAAUUACAAAAUGGGAAAUUCAAGAUUUAGCUACAAGGGUAGUAGGUUGGCCUCUGCUAUGAUGGGCUAUCAUGAAAAUAAAAUAUACUGGGGUUCAAAUAUGCAUACAUAUUACCUUUUGAUCCCACUGACUUACAUAGGUGAAUAAACAGUUUCAGAUCAAACAUCACAAAGAGAACUUUCAAUAAUCUAACGUCAGACACAAUGUUUUUCAGUGGAGGCUGUUCAAACACUUGGUUGAGAUUUACCAAGCACUGAACAAUCAUCAAGAGAGGUGAAAUAUUGCAUGUGACUGAGUGAACUAAACCAAAUGUUGGCACAUCUGUCCCCUUCUAGUUCCUCUUCCUCCUUUUUAUUAGGAAUAUCAAUUUACAGUGCAAACCUCCUAUACUUGUUGAUUCCGUAGUCAGUCCCAUUGAGUUGAACAUAUGUGAUAAAACAAAUAAAUAACUUUCCACCACCAAACCAUGCUUUACGAGGCCAAUGUGCCUCUUGCAGAACACAGUUUAGGCUUUCACCAGCACAAAGGGAGAAAACUGAAACCUGUGGAAUAGAAACUGGAAUAAUAGUCCUCAAAUCCACAGGCAAGAAAUAAGUCUGAGAUUAGAUGCACAGCGAGAACAGCAGGGUAAUGAUGGUUUGGUACACAAGUGAUUAACAAGCAUUUGCCUCCUGUUUUAGCUUCAGCUUAGUUUUGUCUUACACAAGUGCAAACCAGCAAAUGCUUGGUGCGGCUUCAGUUUCCAACCCAAGUACCGUAGUCCUGCUGAUACGGACAAUUAACCCCAUCUCCCCUCAUGCCCAAUUUGAGCUGAUUUACUUUCCAUUCAUUGUUGGUUGUGGGUGAGGAGGUGGAAUUAAUUGCACACAUUCUUGCACAUGGGACAGAUGCAAAUGGCGGCUGGGUGUAGAAACUCCAGUUCAGGAUUAAAUGAUUCCUAGGAGAUCCUCAAGUGAUGGACAUGCCAUUGUAAACAACAGAGUAACUAGGUAGCAUCUGCAACUCUGACGCAUAUCUCCACGUAUAUAUUUUUUGUUCUUGUCCUUCCUAAAAGCAAUGCUACCUGCUUACAGUUUCCACGCAUAUCCAAGAGGAUGGAUGGAGAAGCAGAAAUCGCACACGUCCUUAGUAUAGAUUCUUAGGGCAAAAAUCCAUUAAAGUCUUUCUACUCUGUCUAUUCCUCUUGUAUAAUGUGUCUCUUUCUUCCAAUUUUUUUAAUGCACCAACUGUGUCUAGUAAUUGACGGACCAACCCAGAUAUUGGUGAGAGAUGUCUCAGACACAGUGGCGUUUGUUGAAUGGACUCCACCCCGGGCUAAAGUUGACUACAUUCUGCUGAAGUAUGGCCUAGAGAAUGGAGAAGGGGGAAAGACCACCUUCCGACUACAACCCCCCCUCAGCCAGUACUCCAUGCAGGCCCUGCGCCCUGGCUCACGGUACGAAGUCUCCAUCGCUGCCGUCCGUGGGACCAAUGAGAGCGAUGCCGCAGUCACCCUCUUCGUCACAGGUAUGCCCGAGACAAACAAGCGUUAGCCGAUUGCUACUCACCUGCAGCUAAAGAUGCAUUUGUAUGUUAUGUUCUCCACAACAUGAAGAUGCCCAACCUAUAGAAGAGUCUGUAGUUUAGUGGCAGAGGAUCAGAAGCUUGUGGUUUCAGCCUCCAGCAUCUGCACUUGAUGGGGCUCUGAUAUUAGCCGGUGGGGGGGGGUGCAUCUGUCUGAAAUCCUAGAGAGCUUCUGCCAAUGGGGCUAAAUGGACCUGUGGUACAAAGGAGAUUCAUACGUCCUGGCAAUGGCAGGCAUGAGGUGUUGCAUUACCAUACGCAUGCUUUCAUUCUGCCUCACCCUGUUUUCAAAGAAUCGCUCACUAGUCAUUACUCCAACAACAGCAUCAGUAAGAAAAUCUGUUUGUAAUGUAAAAGGUCAUCCAUGCUGGGGAGGCACUGUUCUUGAGGUGACGCAGGCAGGGCACACGCUGCUGGGCUAAUGAAGUUUUCCAUCCUCCUGCUUUAGGCAGCUUUAGAUUGGGGGUGGGAAGGUGAUACAGGCACUUGCAGAAUGUAAUGUGCAUCUGCUGUCACUAUGCAGGAAUACUUAGGAAAAAUUAAAUAAUUCAAAGCCUAUAGAGAGUAAACUGCUUUAAAUGACAGUUCUGUAAAAGAGGAGGAGCAAAGUAGAUGUUGGAACUGUUUUAUGGCUUAGAUAUUGCCCGUCAUAAAGAUGCAGUUAUCCGUAUGAAGAGGCCUUGCUGGCUGCACUUAAGAGUAAGGGGGAUGUGCACUUAAUUGAUUCGCUGAGUCUUUCAUUCUCUGAUUUUUGGGUCAUAAUCAAAAAGGCAAGUGAGGCAGCAAAACUGUGGUGUUAUAAGUCUGUCACUCCUGUUUCAACACUACACAGGGUGUUCACAAUCUGCCUUCAGUACCACCAGUUUGGCACCACACUUGUGGGAAUGUCCGGGAAGGAGACCUCAAAGAUGCACAAAAGGAAGUGUAACAACUGAAUCAGAAAAAAGCAUUAACUUGGAAGGCAUUGGACACAAACUCUGUGUUAGUCCCAUUACUUUGAAUGGGAAAUAAGUGCACCUUACAGUACAAUCUGUAGGGACGCGGGUGGCGCUGUGGGUGAAACCUCAGCGCCUAGGACUUGCCGAUCGUAUGGUCGGCGGUUCGAAUCCCCGCAGCGGGGUGAGCUCCCGUCGUUCGGUCCCAGCUCCUGCCCACCUAGCGGUUCGAAAGCACCCCUAAGUGCAAGUAGAUAAAUAGGUACUAGCGGGAAGGUAAACGGCGUUUCCGUGUGCUGCGCUCGUGCUGGCUCGCCAGAGCAGCUUCGUCAUGCUGGCCACGUGACCCGGAAGUGUCUUCGGACAGUGCUGGCUCCCGGCCUCUUAAGCACGCAACCCCAGAGUCGGUCACGACUGGCCCGUACGGGCAGGGGUGCCUUUACCUUUACCUUUACAGUACAAUCAUAUGCUUGUCUAUUUGGAAGUUCAGUCAGGUAAGUGAAUAUAAGAAUACAGUGGUACCUCAGGUUAAGUACUUAAUUUGUUCCGGAGGUCCGUUCUUAAUCUGAAACUGUUCUUAACCUGAAGCACCACUUUAGCUAAUGGGGCCUCCUGCUGCUGCUGUGCCGCCAGAGCACAAUUUCUGUUCUCAUCCUGAAGCAAAGUUCUUAACCUGAGGUACUAUUUCUGGGUUAGCAGAGUCUGUAACCUGAAGCGUAUGUAACCUGAAGCGUAUGUAACCCGAGGUACCACUGUAUAGCUUUGGUUUGGAUUAGUAAUGGAGGCAAGAGUUCAGUUCACAUUUAAAGACAAACCUACCUAAUUUGCACUUUGUGGAAUGUUACCAUUGCUCAAAAUUUGCAUCUCUUUGAAUUUUGUAGUGUACAAAAAUGCAGCUGUGCAGUUAAAGUGUGCAUGAAAUGCAUACAUUAGUGAACAUAACAUACAAAAAUCUAUUAUAGCAGGGGAAAUUGCUUUGCAAAAAUGUGUAUAUUAGGAGAAUGUCACAUUAAUAUGCUGCUGAGUUUUUGAAGGCCUUUUUAAAGGAAAAGAAAUUGCAAACUGGUGUUGACAUGAGGAAAACUGAAUUUAAAACUGCUAAAAUUAGAAGCUGGGAGAACCCAAGAUCUCCCAUUUCGAUUGCACAUUUUGAAUACCUCCUAGGAUCUCUGGCAGAGCAUUCUUCCAUACACGAGCUUUGGGGCUGACUUAAAAAAGAAGGGACCAAAUGGGUGACCAGAUGCCAAGGAAAAGCAGACUACCUGCACCUUUCCUUAUUGUAUACAUGACAAGUUACACCUGCUGAAAUCCAUACCUGUACACAACUAUGAAAUGUGCAGCAGCCCUCUCCUCAAUGGCACCUGGCCACGGAACGAAAGGGUGCACAGAAGAUAAAAGUUGUAUCCAGAUUAGGAUAGGCAAUUGACAUUUCCUCUCCCCUAACUCUCCCCCUCAAAAAAAAAAAAACACACCAACGCAUGCCCUCUACCUUCCCCACAUCAGCUCCAGAUGGUUGAGGGGGAUGGACACAGAACAGUCUUGCAGGGGAAGGAUGUGGGUGCACAACAGACAUUGUUCCACUCACACAAAACACUACGUAAUGCUAUUUUGAAUCUGCCAAGAUUCCAGUUAGUGACCUCCAGUUAGUUCUGCAGUGAAAAUGUAAACAAACUGAAAAAUCAGCGCAGCACUUGGAAUUCAAAAUAUGAACUCUCUGGAAGGCUGGAGCUUGCUUACAGAGUGCAUAUUUCCAUGUGAAAUCUUUUGUCGCCUCAAACCCACAAUUCAUGUCAUGAUUGGGAACAUAGUUUAGUGCUUGCACCUCUGUUUUAAAAGAUUCUUGGGUAACUAAGCUAGAAAAGAUGUCUGAGGAACCCAGAAGGCCAUUGCCAGUCCCAGUGGACUGAACUGAGCUGGAGGAAGCAAAGGGCUGACUCAACACCGGACAGCUUCAUUCCUAUUCCUCUGGUGCCUUUAGGGGAGUGGCUGUGGCCCUGGUAAGAUUAGCCCUGCAGGGUCCAUGAAAUAUUUCUUUGCCUGAGGCUGCAGAGAACGACUUCCAGGUACAGUAAACAGGCGUGGCCUGGAUUGAACUGCCUCAAUAUAAGACAACUUCAUAUGGAAGUUUAUUGAAAAAUAUUGCUGAGAGUGCUGAGAGUUUUGAAUCUGUUUCUUCAGAUGUGUUUCAACUUUAAAUCUGAUCACUUGGCUUUCCCUCAUUUGAUUUCCUUUCAAAGCCAUUAACCAUCCAAAUAGCUUAUUAGUGAAUAAGGCAGAUUUGCUAUCGUCUCAGACCUACACAUUAUAUUUAUAUUAUAAAGUAGAUGUCUCACUGAACAAUGUUCUCCAAAUUAUAAUUAGAUAAAGACCAUGAAGUGCUUUGCAUACUUUAAUGCAUUACAUGACUGAUAAGGGUUAUCAUUAGUAUUAGUUAAUGAGCAAGUUCCUUGGCUCUGUGCAAGAGUUAUUGGCUCGAAUUCUCAGAGUGGAUUUAUGCAGGAGAACAAGAUAGCAGGAAAUCAAAAUAAUUUCACUUGGAUUGUGUUGGAAAAAAACUCCUAGUUCUUGAGCAAGCUUUCUUAAAUAAACAGCAAGGUUACAUUUCUGAAAAUGUCUUUCUUAUGCGAAGGCUUACAGUUUAGGAGAGUACAAAGACUGUAGCUGUAGAAGCAAGAGUAAAGCAAGUCACUGACUAUUUCCUUUUCAAACGCAGAAAUUGAUGCUCCCAAGAACUUGCGUGUGCUCUCCCGGACAUAUGACAGCCUGGAACUUGAGUGGGACAACAGUGAGGCAGAGGUGGAGAAUUUCAAGGUCAUCUACAGCACUCUGGCUGGAGAGCAAUACCAUGAGCUUCUAGUGCCACGAAGUGCAAGUGCCACAACCAGGGCCACCCUCACAGGUAAGCUUCCUCAUCAAUGGUGUGGGUGGUUUUUAUUUUUCCUCGCAGAAUUUACAAGCAGGGAAAUGUUAUAGUUGAUUUUGAGUAUGUCUGCAUGAUUGUUUUUAAAAACACUAUUUUUCUAAAAUGUAAACAUUUUGUGAGUGUUGUAAUGAACAUGCAAAGUGAGGUUAAUUUUACUUUAGGUUUUUGUACAGUCAGUAGGUCAAACUGUUCUUUUAAUGGAUCCUGAGGCUGUCCUUAAAUGUCCAUUGGUGGCUUUUGAUGGUGAGUGGCUACUAAUGAUGGGACACACACACACCACCUGCUGUGGGCAGAGACUGAAGUGAAACAGUUUGGCAUUUUGGCAUUUGGCCGCCAAAGGAAGCAGAAGUCUGAAUUUUUGCAGCUGCCUGGCACAGAGUCGGCUGGGGAAAGGGGCCUCCAAGGACAUUCUGUUUUAAAGACUAGCACAGUGUCUCUUCAUGUCCACUCUCCCUUGCUCUGAAACGCCCUGCCUCUGAGACAUUAUAUCUCUCUAGGAAGCAAAGAGCAUGAAACAGUAUUGCGUUUCAAGUGAUGUGGUUGCAGGAAGGUGUUCUGUCCAUGGCAUUUGAUCUCUUCCAAACUUCCAAGUUGCUAUGAUGAUGCUAUAGCCACUGGGUGAUGAACUCACCUUUAGUGCUAUUCCACACAUUACAGUCUCUCUGGACAGAGAUUAGUCAUUUAAAUUCCCCUUGUCUCUGUACUUGGUCAAACUCCCUCCAAGUCCUUGCUCAGCGUUGCUCCCAAGGGCCUCUGAGUUACUCCACCUUUUCCAUGACUUUUCUACCAUAAUUCUCACCAGCGCAUUUAAACAAUCACACUAAGUAGAAAAGUUUUAAAUUUUGUGCAGUGUGCCACAAGCAGAAAAGAGAUGCACACGGCAGAAGGUGUUUACCCCAGGAAACAAUUGCGCUGUGUCUCAUCGCACAGAAGAAGAGUUUGGGAGGAAGGAGUCCCAGGCAAUCUGGCGGGAGGAGGCAUUUCCUCCUGACCCAAAUUUAGGGCAUGUCCACUCUUCCACUUGUCCCAUGUUUGGUUUUCCACUUGACUCAUGCUUUCUAGGUACAGGUCCAAGUGGUUUCCCCCUUGCCCCAAGGAAAAUUCACUCUUUAGCGAUAGAUCAUAGCAAAUGUCAAUCCAGGAAAAAACCAAAUUGCCAUUUGCUCCAACCGAGUGCUAAAGAGUCUUUUUUCCCGGGGAAAAGCAGUGGGACAAGAGGAAGUGUGGCUAAGCCCUUAGUUGGCAAAGGCAUCCACUAAAUAAUCCUGUUAAUUCUCAAAUGGGGCUGACAGAUUUCACCUACAAUCCUGUCACACUUCCUUAGGAAUAUAAGAACCAUUGAACUCAGGCCUCUUGGGUCUUUAGCAGUGUUGUGUGGGAACUCAGCUCUAGAAUGAACCCAACUCUUCCCAGCAGUUUUGUAGGUGGAGAUCAGUAGUGUGUUGGACAAACUGUCUUUCAAGGAAAUUUGUACGCCAUUAUUGAUCUUCUAAAUAAGGAGCCCCUGAUAAACUUCUGGAGGCUUGAACACCACUGCUUUGCUGAGGCACCUCUGCAAGAGAUGGGGAGAGGAAAGAUUCAGUGGUGCUUCCUGAGGGCACCACUUCCUUCUGCCCAAGCACAGCUCUGUGCAGAUGUCUCCAGCAUCAGAGAAGACGAAAAGCAAGGAGGAAACGUGGGGAAAUUUUCCAGGCUCUUCUUAAACUCUUCUGAAAGCUGCUCUUAGCAGAGAUUUCAUGGCUGGGCUGGGCUGCUACAAAGGAGCAUGAAACAGGUUUUCCUUAAUUCCAUCAGCAAGGACGUUCCGCCCUAGAGGGGGGAUUUAUCUUUGGUGUUUGUUUUGUCUGCCUCAUGAAAUGCAGCGGCCUGUCUCUGCUGCCUGUCUUCAUGCACAGAUACAGCCUUUUGGCCAGGUCCCCAACCUUCCUGAGAUGCCCUAUAUGAUAAGAUCGAGGGAAUACUUAUGAAGAGCUGCCUUCAGUACAUAUUCUGAGGGGCUUGGCAUCCAUUCAAACUAACAUCCAUGACAGAGGUUUCUCACUACAGCAGAAUCCUCUUAUAGCCAGCUUUUCUGUGAACUCACAAUACAGGUUUUUAUUUAUUUAUUUAGCAUUCAGUUUUCAGCCAGAUGCUUUUAGAAAGUAAAUAAGCAGAGUAUGAAGGCACUAGCUCUCCCCUGUUGUUUGUUCUGAGCAUCCACCAUUCAUCUGGAGAGAGAAAACGGUGUGUUUUUCCUCCAUUUGCAUUGUGUUUCCUUUGCACUGGAAUGGGGUAGGAUAAUAUCAUUACAGCAUAAUUCAUUACAUAAAAUUUCACCACAGCAGACAGCAAGACAAAAAAUGUAGUUUUUGUCAGAAGCCAAACUGCAACACAAAGGAAACAGUGCUACGUGCAAUGAAAUGCAACAUGAUAAUUUUCUUCCUAUAUCCCUAGGCUGAGUACUGUCAACAGUUUUUCAGCGAUUACUCCAAGAUACAAAAAGAAAAGAAAAAGAUAAAGCAAGCUGCUGGUGAAGCACUAAUCUGUUGGUGAUCUACUGGUGGGCUGGCCAGUGCCUGCUGAUGUCAGUGGGCCUUGAUCCAGUGGCGUAGCGUGGGGGGUGCAGGGGGGGCCGGCCGCACCGGGCGCAACAUCUGGGGGGGGCGCGCUCGCACUCGCAGCUCUCUGCCCCUACCUGGCUCACUCACUCUCUCUCACUGCAGUGCUGGCUGUGCGAAUCCGAUCCGAGCUGCUGGGUCGCCGCCCACUGUGGAGGGGGUGGGUGUCAGGCGUGCAGUGCGGAGAGAGAGCGAGGGACUAUCUGGGGGAGGGACAGUGCAGCGGCUGCCCAGCGCAGCGCUGAGCGCGGGGAGAACCACACCAGACCAGACCAGGCAGCAGCAAGAAGAAGCUGGCAGCGGCAGCAGGUUAGGGGUUAGGGGGCGCAAAUUACUUGCCUUGCCCUGGGUUAGGGGGUGCAAAUUACUUGCCUUGCCCCGGGUGCUGACAACCCACGCUACGCCGCUGCCUUGAUCUGAUCUAUCAGGGCUCUUAUUGGAGCCAAAAUACACAUUACAGGAGACUUGCACAACUAUUUUCUUUUUUAAAAAAAAUAAUUACUCCAGAGGGUGCCUUUUCCUCACACGCCAUAGUCCCAAUGCAAACUAUUUCUACUAGGGCUGGGCGAUACUUUGACAUUCUCUGAAACCAGUAUGGUGUUCACAUCACGGUACCAGUUUCAGACCUUUUGAGCUGCCAAUACAUUGCGGCUCCCCAGCUGCUGUGAUGUUAUCAUCAACUCAAAUUGCCUUCGCCCAGGCAGGCAGGCUGCGAUUUUCCUCUUGGGGUAGUUGUUUGCUCCAGGAGGAAAGAUGAAGCUCACCUGCUUGGGCAAAGGCAGGCGGGUGGCAACCGAGCACACAGAGCCCAAGAAGCAUGAUUUCAGGCUCUAUGCAAUUGUCUGCUUUUGACUUUGCCCAAGUCAGUGUGGUGUAGCGGUUGAGAGCGGUAGACUCGUAAUCUGGGGAACCGGGUUCACGUCUCCACUCUUCCACAUGCAGCUGCUGGGUGACCUUGGGCUAGUCACACUUCUCUGAAGUCUCUCAGCCUCAUUCACCUCACAGUGUUUGUUGUGGGGGAGGAAGGGAAAGGAGAAUGUUAGCCGCUUUGAGACUCCUUCAGGUAGUGAUAAAGCAGGAUAUCAAAUCCAAACUCCUCCUCUUCUUCUUCUUCUUCUUCUUCUUCUUCUUCUUCUUCUUCUUCUUCUUCCCCUUCUUCUUCUUCUUCUUCUUCCCCUUCUUCUUCUUCUUCUUCUUCUUCUUCUUCUUCUUCAUCUUUCCUCCUGGAGCAACUGACCACCCUGGCAGAAAAGAUGCAACCCACCUUCCCAGGCAAAGGCAGACAAGUGCCUUUGAGGGAGCCCUGAUGCCUCUCUGGGGGGCACUGGAGCCUCUCAGCUGGAGGGACACCUCCCACCCCCUCAUCUGAGCAAGCACAAGCCAGAGGGGCAUCAGGGCUCACUCAGCUGUGGGUGGGAGGCUCCCCCACCCCACUGAGUGGUUCAAGCAAGCUCCAAUGCUCCUCUGGCUCAUGUGAGCCAGAGAGGCAUUAGGACUUGCUCACAGUGUAGGGCUGGGCAAUGUAUCUCAGCUGCUUCCUCCUCUGCUGAGGUGAGGAAGAAGAAACAGCUGAGAUACCUUCCAGACAUUGUGAUAUAUCAGCAUAUCAUAGUGUUUAGCUACUGAUAUAUCACAGUGUUGAAAACCAACAACUUGAAGCAGCCAUUUUCCUUAAUAUGUCGAACAGGAGCUUCAGUGGAAGCAAUUAUCAAUGGGACCACAGUGAGGAGAAAAUCAUUAGCUCUCUUCCCCACAUACUGUGGUCCUGAUGGCUGCUGUCUGCCAUGUAAAAAGGAAAAAUCAUGAAACUCCAAACGAUGCAUUUUUUUAAUGUUUUGUGUAGUUUAACCCUUAAAUGCCAGAGCGAAGAAUGCCUGCUGAGCAUUACAUAACACAAGUUACUUAAGAGAUCCUGAAGAUGCCCUCUUUUUUAUUCAUAAUUUUCAAAUGCAUUGGUGGGCCCCAUGGAUUCUAGUAGAAACAAAGACCAUUGCACAAAACUGAAGUCAACCCAGCCCUGCACUAUGUUAGCCUUGGCACUCUCAAUUAUGGGUUUGUACAGAACAAGCCACUGAGUCGCCCCCACAGUGCUGUGAUCUUCAAAUGGGUGCAAAUGAGUGGAGCUCAAGGAGACAAGGCUGGGUAACAGGCUGGCCCCAGUGACAAGGAACUAUUUGUUUCCUGGUUUACAUUUUGUCUGGAUUCGUGGAGAGGAAUUGCGUGCCAUCUUACAUCUUUUGUACCUCUGAGAAAUUGCCAAUAUCCAUUCAGUGAAGAAAGAAAUAAACCCAAAGGGUGCCGACAAAGAGCCACUGGCAUCCGCUUUGAUCCAAUAAUGAUAAUAGAUGAUAGAUUGCCUGGAAAUUAACUAAAUUGCUGUCUCCCCUGAUGAGCCAGAAACCACAGGGCAGGCCUCCUGCCGGCAGCUGGAUACUUAUAUUUCCACAGCACGCAGGGAGAAGCUGGGCUCUUUCAUAAAUUAUUGAGUGUUUCAUUUAUGCCUCAUAAAUAAGAAACUCAAAUGAAAAUGUUAGAUGUCAAAUCAGUUUGGUAACAAAUAAAGCUAUCUUGGAUUCCCUCUCGUCUGAAAUUUAGCUUUACAGAAAGCAACUGAAGUAUGUCUCAUUAAUGGUCAAGAGGUGACUGUUCUUUGCUCUAAAAUUAAUUCUGCUUUCUCAGCCUAAAAUGGGGGGGGGGCUAUGCAACAAAUCAACAACUCCCUGUUUUUAAUUACCUGGACUGAGCAUGUGCUCAGAGGCACCUAGCUCCUUAAUUUUAAGUAUAUGGUUGCCUCCUGUGCCAGUAUGUUGCAUCGUACCUAGUUUGGUAGAUCUCAGGGUUCUAGCAGGCCAGUCUACCCACCUCUACUUGAAGCCACCUUCUUGUAGUAAGCGUACAAAGCGCUGUCAACCUUAUCUCAUGGCAAGGUGGAAGAGGGAUUCUUUCCAGCCAUGCCCCACAAACUCUUUCAUAGCAUCUGUGCCAGAAAAGAAGAGUCAUAUUGAAUCCAAUGGCCAAGGUGCUUACCACUUACAGUGGUACCUCGGGUUACAAACACCUUGGGUUACAAACACUUGGGUUGCAGACUCCGCGAACCCAGAAAUAGUACCUCGGGUUAAGAAUUUUGCUCCUGGAUGAGAACAGAAAUCGUGCUGCGGCGGCGCGGCAGGAGGCCCCAUUAGUUAAAGUGGUACCUCAGGUUAAGAACAGUUUCAGGUUAAGAACGGACCUCUGGAACGAAUUAAGUUCGUAACCAGAGGUACCACAGUACUUCCACAUCACAUAAUGCAUGAAGUGGCUAUUUUACUUUGCAGUGGAGAUGAAAGGAGGUUGCACAUCUACAUGUUUGCACUCUUACUCCUACUUUUGUCUUUGACAACAAACUAGAGUUAAGCAACUACAAAACAAAGUUUAUGUUUUCAAAGAUGGAGGCCUAGAUCAACUGAACAAUCCUCAGGAACAAAUUGAAAACUAACCUUUCCUGUUGGAAAUAUUUCUAGAUUUCUAAACUAAAUCGAAAGUAUUAUGGUAUUUGUUUCUGAGAUGACAUUCAAUUUCUUCUCUUCUCCCCCAAGUCUCGGGUCGUAUCAGACAAUAACACAAACUAAUGCCCCAUACUUUGUCCUUUUAUUAUCAGUGGUUUAGCAGCAAAUGUUAGCACAAUUAUUCAUUUAUGUUUUUAGUGGCUUACCCAGUUACCAUGGCAAAAUUACAGCAGUGAAGCCAAACUAGGGAAUGGGGGGGGGGGAUUCAAUAAUAGGCACUUUGUGAAGAAAAAACAUGAACUGAACGCAGCCAUCCUUCAAAAGCCAAAUUUCCUUGAAUUUUGCAAUGCAGUUUUCCAGCCGAGUACUGAGGACAAAAAUGCAUAUACUGGGGUAAAGUAUGUACAGAGAUGCAUAUAUUGAUAAAAAUAACAUACAAAAAUGUGUUGCAUUAGGGGGAAUUGCUUUGCAAAAAUGUGCACAUUAUGCAAAAUUGCAUGAAAACAUUUGCACUACAAUGCUGGUGAAACUUCAGGAGAACUUUUUUAAAAAAAUGCAAACUGAUAUGGAAAUGUGGAGAACUGAACUUAAGAUGGAGAAAAUGAGAAAGAAAAUUGCCAGAUUCACCCAUCCAUAAGUCAGACAAGAAGAAACCACAAUUCAUUGCUUAAUCUGUUCAUUCUUGUGUAUCCACAUGCAGAUUUGGUGCCAGGGACAGAAUAUGGAGUUGGGAUUUCAGCUGUAAUGGAUGGCAAGCAAAGUGUUCCAGCUACCAUGAAUGCAAGGACUGGUGAGUGACACACAGACUUGUUUUAAAUUAAAAAAAUCAUUACAGAGCAAAACUAGUGGGUUCUGCCCAUCUCUUGAAUCCUCAGCCAUACUUAGGGGCUCCAGAACAUGGUUAAGUGACCCUCAGUUAAUUCAUUCUGCAGUACUUUGCCAGUUGGAAUUCAUGCAGUAAUUUCACCAAGCAGAUUAUCAGGGUGUGGAGGAGGUCUAAAAGAAGGAGCUGAUUGUACUGAGACAUGUCACUCUGCCACACUCUGUGGUAACCUCCACAUCCCUGGCGGUCACCUUUUGUUCAAAUUUGGGAGGUCCUGCCUAGGAUUCAGGUGAAAUGCCUUUGCAAGCCUCAGUUGGUUACUUCUGCUCCAGGGAUCUGGUUGGCAAAUGAUUUCUAGCAGGAGUCCUAUUCUGAAUUGAGCAAUGAUUUGAAUGUUUGCAACACUGGCUGUGCAUGCAGAGUCACAAGCAAAGUGCUCCUUUACCCUUCCUCUCCCUGUCGGAAGCUCUGUCAAUGUUCUCUUCUUUUGCCCCACAUUUGUUUGUUCCUGUGAGAGAAUAGAGGCAAACAAGAAUUAGCAGCUGAAGCCAAAAUCUCUGUUCUUCUUCACACUGAUGAGGGGGCUCUUAUUAAGAACGCUUUUCCUUGUGUCUUGGAGUGAGCAGCCAAGGGACAUAAACCGGGGGGGGGGGGAGAAUAUGGUUCAAAAGAUUAUCCCAACAUUACGAGAGAGAGAGAGAGAGAGAGAGAGAGAGAGAGAGAGAGACUGUCAGUUUUUAUAGACACAUAAGCAAGCUGGCAUUUUGCACAAGGGGAAGUAUUUAUAGCCAGCAUUUCAAUGCAAAUGCAAACAGCUUUUGCCUUUAUGUGAUAUUUGUACAGCGAUUACAACUGCAAAUAUCAAAGGCAGCCUUAGAAUUUCUAGGGUAUUGAUUCAUAGAUCACAUUGCUCCAGCAACACUACCAAAAUCCAUUUCUUCAUCAUAAUAACUUUCAGUGACCACUCUGAUUGUGUGCUGGCACCGCUAAGGAUUCUGGAUCUGUAUUUUUAGGGUGGUGCUGUGGUCUAAACCACAGAGUCUAGGGCUUGCCGAUCAGAAGGUUGGCGGUUCAAAUCCCCACGAUGGGGUGAGCUCCCGUUGCUCGGUCCCUGCUCCUGCCUACCUAGCAGUUCAAAAGCACGUCAAAGUGCAAGUAGAUAAAUAGGUAUCGCUGCAGCGGGAAGGUAAACGGCAUUUCCAUGCGCUGCUCUGGUUUCUCCAGAAGUGGCUUAGUCAUGCUGGCCACAUGACCCGGAAGCUGUACGCCGGCUCCCUCAGCCAGUAAAGCGAGAUGAGCACCGCAACCCCAGAGUCAUCUGCGACUGGACCUAAUGGUCAGGGGUCCCUUUACCUUUACCUUUACUUUCGUGAGCCCAGCUCAGUUCUAUACUGCAGUUCCACACCAUAGUCAAGGAAGAAGAAAGAUUGCUAAAGGAGACAAUAGAGUCUAGUUCACACCCCCCCACACCCCCAGAGAAGCCUCAUGCUUGCACAGGGCUAUGUGAUGAUCCUCUGAGGGAGGACCCACUGGCUUCAAGGCCAAUGAAGUUUUCAUCUGCUUACGUCAUUGCACAUAGAGAGGUUCAAACUAGCCAAGCCAUGUCAUCUCUAUCAAAUUCAACUGAAACUCAGUAGCACUGGCAAGGCAACGCCCCCCCCCCUUCGCCACUAUGAUUAGAUGCCUCUGGCCUGUCCUAGGCCCAGGAAGAAUUUUUGGGACACUGUUAAGAGACAAUGAAUUGUCAGUUAUUUAUUUCAUGGUUAUUCACUACUGGGGGACAGAAGUGCUAUUGGUGUGAAAAUAUUCUGAACCACCUUUGUUGCGGAGGAAGCCCUGUUGUAUUUGUGAAAGCCCUUGUCCUGCCUGCCCACAGACUGUCUCGCUAGAGUGGUGCAUGCUCUGGUUAUCUCCCACUUGGACUACUGAAAUGCUCUCUACAUGGGACUACCUUUGAAGGUGACUCGGAAACAACAACUAAUCCAAAAUGCAUUAGCUAAACUGGUGCUUGGGAGUGUAAAAAUCUAAACUCAGACCUGUGCAUUCCAAGCUGUUAAUAGGCUGCCUUUUUAAAUCUCCUCCUGCUGCAGAGCUCGACAGUCCUCACGACCUCAUAGUGACAGCUUCCACAGAGUCAUCCAUCUCUGUGUCCUGGACCAAAGCCAAGGGUCCCAUUGAUCACUACCGGGUCAUCUUCAUCCCCGCUUCAGGAAUGGCAUCUGAGGUUACUGUUGCCAAAGACAAGUCUGAGCUUACACUAUCAGACUUGGAACCUGGGACUGAAUACACAAUCUCUGUCAUUGCUGAAAGAGGCCGUCAGCAGAGCCUGGAGAGCACAGUGGAUGCCUUCACAGGUACUGAGAGUCACCUGAGGUUUUCUGAGGGUCUGUUACUACUGUCUGCUGGUUGACUACUGCUAGAUACACCAUUGACAAGCCCUUUCUUUUACCAAUUGCAGCCCCACUUAGCUGCUUUGAAGGUUGGGGAUGUGGUGCUCUGUGAGAGAGUGUCUAAGCCAUGGUGUUGGUGGGGAGAGAGGUUCAGCAUGUCUUCUUCUGCUAAUAGCAGGAGGGGGUUUGAGGUGGGGAGGAAAGCAAGGGAGGAAAGUGUUAAACUUCUCCCAGAGUGCCGGUUCCCUCAUUUUCAAAAUAACUGUGUGGCACCGCUAAUUAAUAAAAUAAAACAGAUGUCUCCUGGCACAUCUAGCUUGAGCCUAAUGUGAUGGGUAUAUCAUUUCCAAAAUGCUACGUGCAGAAGUAGCCCAGGUAACGGACGUGCAUGUUUGCAAGAGCCUUCGCACGCCCUCUUUCUGUUGCCCCAUUUUUCCUGUUCCCCCUUCCUCAGAUUUACACCCUACCUUGACCUCACCUUUUGGGGCAGCGGUCAAAUGCAGAACAUUUAAACUGCACCCAGUGAUUAAUUCCUAAAGGGGGGAAGCCUAAAACUCAAGACAGCUCAGAAAACGCAUUUCUAAAAUGGAUAAUCUUUACCCUCAUUACAGAAGACUGGGACUAUGUAUUUUAUUGAAUCAAUGGAGACUUGAGUACUUUUUUUCCUGCAUGGUCUAGAUCCACUGCAAUUUUUUUGCCCAUGAAAAGUGCUUCUGAGAGACUGGUUUCAUUCUGAAAAUAAAAGCUGGUCACAGAUGGAUUCUGCAAUACUCUGCAGUGUGUCCAUUUAAAAACAGAUGUACAGUGGUCCCAGCUAUUGGGCGGGGGGUAUCCACACCCGCCCAAUGGCAUUGUGGGUGGGCAUAUACCAAGAUUGCAACCAUUGCUUUCCUCUCCAUUCACCUGGGGUAUGUGCAGGGAGGGGAAGGCAUGGAUAACCUAAUCAAGGGGAGAGUUUUCAAAUGUGCAUCAUGUAGCCACACCCAUUCUUGUGAAUGACAGGAUAUAGAAUCAAUCUAGUUUGGAAGCAGCAUCUAUUCUGGAUUGAUAAGCACUAUGUUUUUCUGCUACAAAUGGCUUAGUGUGUAUACAGCCUUACCCUUUGGUCCUUUUGUACAUGCUCAGAUGUACUCAUCUUUUUCAUCAUUUUGCAUGUUUCCUGGCUAAAUAAGACCCAGGCUGCCAUUUCCUUCUGCAUUCUUGUUUUCAGGGUUCCGGCCAAUCACACAGCUUCACUUUUCUCAUGUGACUUCCUCCAGUGUGAACAUCACUUGGAGUGACCCCUCUCCUCCAGCAGAUAGGCUGAUACUGAACUACAGCCCCAAGGACAAAGAGGAAACCAAGCAAGUGAUACUAGACCCGACCAAGAGACAUGCUGCCUUGUUUGGCCUGCAGCCAUCCACAGAGUAUGUUGUGUCCUUGGUGGCUGUGCAUGGCCUUGUUAGCUCUGAGCCCAUCAUGGGCUCCAUCAAAACAGGUAACAGUAGCAGUGUUCUUUCCGUUGCAGUUUAAUGUCUAUGUCUUGUCCACUUCCGAGGAAGAUCCUUUGUGCUUGAAUGGGUUGCAAAAUUAAAAACAGAAAACAGAGUGGAGCCAACCAUCAAAGUCAGAGCUGAGUCUUAGAAUUCACAUUUAACUCAAGCCAAAAUGACACACGUCCCAACUAUCGCUAUGAAUCAGUGACAGUUCCAGUUUCCUUCAUCCUCUUCAUUGUAAAUCACUCUACCUACUGUAUUUUUCCCCCAUCUUGCCUUAGGCCAAGGUUUUGUGAAUGUGUCUUUAAAAAAAUGUUCAAAUGAUUGCUAGGGUUGCCAUUCAUAAGGUUUCAGCUUUCCUCCUCAACAAUCUCUGAGCAUCAGUGUGAAUACAGCCCAUCUUAAUGCACACACAUGAAUCUUAUGGUAGCAUGCCCACCAUUUUGAAUAUCCCUGUCUGGAAAAUGCAGCAUACAUGGUUAGUCCCCACCCUGCUCUCCUCUGUUGGCCAAACGAGAAAUGGAAUGGGUAGGUCCUGGGUUUGGUGAGUUGCAAUGGGGCGUGGGGUGAAUAAAGGAAGCAGAGAAGAGACCCAGGGAAGCCGAGAACAGGGAAACAAAAAGGAUGGAGACGAUGGUUUGCCCCAGAAAAGGCAAACAGUGGGAGGUUUGCCUCAGAAAAAUGUUGGUUACAGUGGGUUGUACUAAGUUAAUUAAAUAAUUGGUUCCUGUAAGCCCAAAACACCAAACACACAGGAGGCCACCAGAGUAACCUCUGCACAGGUCACAGUUUGGGGCCAGGGUCUUCCUUCCGUUCAGGAGAUAUUCCCGGAAUAGUGACAUAUGCCGAAAUGCAAUGGUGUGGACUCAUCUGAGGGAAGUGAUUCUUACUCCAGUGAUUUCACAAGAGUCCUAGCGGGGCAGGAGGGUGGGAAGGAAUUAAUUUUAAUUCAGAAAAAUAGUGUGCCUCAGCUGUUAGAAGUGUAGGAAACACUGAGCUAGAGAGCAGGUGAGACCUGGGUCUAAAACUCACUGCCAGCUCUUGCCUGGCUGUGGCCAUGUCUGCUAACCUUGAAGAACUCAGCUCGGAAGAGGAUUACAGACCUCCAGUUCCGGCCCAGGCACAUCAAACACUCCUACUGCUUUUGCCACAAGUAGUGUCUUGCUUCAGUUGGGCCGCACAAGGGACAAAAAGGGCUCUUAGCUUCACCUCUCCCUCUUCCAAUGCAAGGAGAUGAUGCCUAUGCCCACAUAACUGUCAAACGCUACAGCAGAUCCCAAAUCUCCUUUCCCCCACCCUCCCCAUGCCUGCUAAUUUACCCUGGGUUGCUGUAACAGCAAUCUUCACAUUCAUCCUCCUGUAGUCUCAGAGCUGGGUUUUGAGACCACAACUGAUUCCAAAGGCAAUACAAAGGAAUUAUACAUGUAUGCUCAGUUAACCUCAAAAUCCACCCAGCAGUCAAGAAACCAGAUUUGCUCACUGCAUGUUCAUUCUGAAAUUCCCUUCAAAAAGCUGCACACAUUGUUCCAGCUGAAGUGUAUGUGGAAGAACCUGCAUCUGGGCUGUCCCACUUCAGAGAACAUAUGGGGUUCACACUACAGUAUCCCCCUCACACACACAGCAGCUGAGAGGUGUCGGCUCUUGAAUGGUGCAGGAAGACUGAUGUCUGUAGCAAUCUUGUACUUGGUAGAGUUGAAGGCAGAAGCAGGCAGCUGUGGCUGUAACGCCAAAGAAUCUUACGCUCCCACAACCAGAAUAUUAAGUGAUGGGGUACUGAAGAAGAUUUCAUGAAUUUGUUGUGGGCUCUUUCGCUGUUUUUCUGGGUCUUGAUUAUUUGUUCAUUUAUUUACAUAAUUGAUAUCCUGCACCAGCAAUAAAAUUGAAGAAGCAAAAGAGUACAUCAUCAUCAUUAUUAUUAACAACACAGACAGCAAAUUAAAACAAACAAAAGCAGCAGCAACCUGUUUUUUUGUAAACCACUUAAGAGGUUUUAUUACAAUCAAAAGGUCUAUAAUUUUUAUUAAAUAAAUUAAAGUCACAUAGAAGAGGGAGAAAGGUUGUUUUCUGCUGCUCCAGAGAAGCGGACACGGAGCAAUGGAUCCAAACUACAAGAAAGAAGAUUCCACCUAAACAUUAGGAAGAACUUCCUGACAGUAAGAGCUGUUUGACAGUGGAAUUUGCUGCCAAGGAGUGUGGUGGAGUCUCCUUCUUUGGAGGUCUUUAAGCAGAGGCUUGACAACCAUAUGUCAGGAGUGCUCUGAUGGUGUUUCCUGCUUGGCAGGGGGUUGGACUCGAUGGCCCUUGUGGUCUCUUCCAACUCUAUGAUUCUAUGAUAAAUAAAGACAGUAAAAUAAAACUACUCUGCAUUAAAAUGCUUCUGUUUGCAGUUCCUAAAGUUGUGAGAAAACACAAACGUUUUCUGUCACCUAAAUGAUACUGAUGAUGUCUCCAGGCAGGCCUCCAUGGGGAGGGCAUUCGAAAGAGGAUGCAAGUGGUGAACCACUGUCUCUCUCAGAUGUCCCUUAGAUCCAUUGCUGAAUAUUUCUCCUAAUCAGCGUUCCCACGGGCAUCAAGAUCAACUCCUUAAAUGAGGAAUGAAAUGUAUAAUCGUGUUAACUACCUUGCCAAUUACUAUGACAAAUGAGCCAUUGCUAUAAGGCCUCUGCCAAUACACACACAAUUAUGCUUUGGUGCACAUGUUAAGGUCUUCUCCUUAGCAGUGACAGCUAAGGGAUUAGCUUUUUUUAAAAAAAAAAAGUUAGACUUUUAGAGAAAAAGCUAUAUCACUGUUGGAAAGUGACAGUGAUCAGUGGUACUCUGUCUGCCUUUUCCCACUCUCUUUUGAGACUUUGGUACAUCAAAAGGUGUCUUCUCCACCACCAUAACCUUACUAUCAAAUAUGGUCUUUUUUUGGCUAUAUAUUUCUGUGCUCAAUCAAACACCUACUAAGAUGACCUCUGGCCAAAACUAUAUAUCAUAUAAAACAUGGCUUUACUGACAAAAAUGGCAGCUCCCUGUCAAACUGUCACUCCCUCUUCACAACACCUAGUGCAACUUUCCCCAGGGCCCUGACAUCAUAAAAGUUUUUUUUUAAAAGCCACACCCUGUUUCAGAAGGUUGUGCAGGACAAGAUACAGUAGAAUAAAUUAAUUUUGCGAAAAGCGAGAAAAUAAUAUUUCUUUCAAGUGUAGUGUUAUGUUGAAAAAGCAAUUGUUAAGUGUGUGAAUUAGACAAUAAGUAACUGUGCUAUUAAGAAGAGUCGCCACAGUUAUCAGCAUGAGUUAUCAACAGAAGUGAUGCAUUUCCGGUUGGGAAUUGUGCAAUGUGCAAAUGUUUGCCAGCUUUUAUUCUUUACUUUGCUUCGUUAAGGGAUUGAUCCCCCAAGGAACCUGACCAUUGACAACGUGACUACAGAUUCUGUGACAGUCCACUGGGCUCCUCCUAUUGCAUCUUUUGACCACUAUAGGAUAGCCUACAAAUCUGCCCAAGGUAACACUCCCAGGAGUCUGUGGAAACAGCUCACCUGGGUGUUUUGGGGUGCCUGCUUUCUUACAGGGUCUUGUGUGUUCUGACCAAACCCUACCCUAGUUGGUUCAUUUGCCUCCUCCCAUCUUGUUUCAUCUGCUCCCAGUUAGGAGGUCCCUGAGAAGGCGUGUGUGAGGAGGGUGUAACCUUUGCCUGACCCCCUCCCACAACUACAGAACUCUCCCAUAAACCCAUUGCUCUCUGGAAAGCUUAGCAUGUGUGUGUUUCCUUUGAAGCUAACUGUACAAUCCUGUGUCCGUUUACUCAGAAGUAAGACCCUGUAUGUUUGAUAGGGCUGACCUCCAGGUAAGUGUGCAUACGGUUGCAGCCUGAAAAACUUCUUCAGCUGGGUUCCACAAGAUUAAAGAGUCCAGGCUUUCAGAAUUCAUCACUUCAAAGACAGAGAUAGGUCAUUAAAAUAAAAGAAGGCUAAAGGUUUUGGUGAGGAAACUUCAUUUGCAUUUGACAAGCACCUCAAACUAGUGACUUACAAACCAAAGGACUUUUGGUAAUUACUUUGAAAUACACAUUUUCUAGAAAUAAUACACUGUGCAUUUGAUACUAUUAGCCUGCGCUUUUUGGAUCCAAAAGGUGCUUUGUGCAUUGCAUGGUGUAAACAUGUAUCUGAGGAUCUGUGUACAGUAUGUGUUACUUCUACAUGUUUGCUGACACCUACAGUAUGUCUCCCUCAGCAAGGGGAGUGUUGUGGAAGCUCCUGUAUUUUUCAAGGAAAGCUGUGCAUUUGCAAAAGAGAAUGAACUGAGUGGGGUGUGGGGCUCCUUCCGCAAUUUAAAUAUUCUCAUCCUCAAAAACCAGAGUAGACAGUUUUCUAGAGCAAGGGAUUUAUUACUGCUGUGCCACACACUCAAGUCACAAGUCUGUUUGAGGUGUUGAAGGAAUGGAAUGCAAAGCAGAAAUAAAGGUGAGCGGCUUUCCCCACCCCCUUCAUUAGGUUGCCCAAAUAUUUUAGAACAGAAAAUUACAGGUUAUAAUAUUUCAAAGACCCCCUAAGGGUCUGUGUAUGUUAAACUCAGAAGCAGCACUUAUUGAUAUGCAAUUAGCUGCAAGUUUGUUAAUGGGGGUAAAGUUAUGCUUCCUCAAUUUUGCAAAGAGAAAAGAACUCCAUCUUUCGAAGAAUGGUUACAGAAAAUAUGGGAAAUUGCCUCAAUGAACAAAUUAACUUAUUGGAGACAAACUUUAAACAACCAACAAGACGACAUUAUUAUACAGAGAUGGGUCAUAAAUUACAGAGUCCCUUUCAACUCUGUAAUUUUAUGGUUCUGUGAUACUAAUAUAAUGCCAUGUGAUUAUUUUUCACCCAUAUGACGCUGUUCUCAGCUUUGAUAGAUGUAUAUAUUUUUCUAGUGUGUAUAUAUCUCACACAUUAAAUAUUAUUUACUAUCUUUAAUUUUCUUUACUAUAAGAUUCUUAAAUUAAUCACAUAGAAAUUUAGUACACUAUUUGCACCUUUUUUAAUGGCAAAGAUGAGUGUCUGCAUUAUUUGAACCUACAUAUGCAGAAACCCUGAGGUGAUCUCUGAGCUAUAAAAAAAAAAAUAGCUAAACUAUUUAGAACAAUACAAUAUACCCAGAAUUAUUUAUUUUGCUAUGAACUGAUCCUUCCCCCCACCCCCAAAUGCCUUUAGCUGAUAGAAGAAGAGGCCAUGGUUGAACUAAUCUCUUUGGCUAUUCUCUCCUGCUUCCAGUUAAAUACUGUGUAGUUUCUUAUUGCUUGCAGUCUUGAGCCACACUCAGUUGCAGAUGAUUUAGCAACGCUGGUUUGGUGCAUGUCUUUCAACCUUUGGGUAGUGGCAUCAGGAUUCAGGGAGGGCACCCUGAAUGUGGGAGUGGGAGGUAUGCAGUCUGAGUGAGAGAGGUGGCCCUGUUGGGUCCUCUGCCAGUCCGGUUCACAGCUUUACUUCUCCAGAGCUGGCCCUGGCUAGGGCAGCUCUUCUGACCACACUUGGCACUGGACCAACUUUUGAUCAAGAUGUGCAUCUUUCCUCCAGAGUCUAAGGGCUCCAUGGAGUUCCAUUUGGCCACCUCUCAGAUAGCCAUGUGGACAAACAAAAGAGAGAAGCAGCCAGAGCAGGCUUCCUCAACUUCGGCCCUCCAGAUGUUUUUGGCCUACAACUCCCAUGAUCCCUAGCUAGCAGGACCAGUGGUCGGGGAUGAUGGGAAUUGUAGUCUCAAAACAUCUGGAGGGCCGAGGCUGGGGAAGCCUGAGCCAGAGGAUGUGCUCUUCUGGCGACUUCUGUGGCAAUCAAGGCUGGAAGGUCUGUGGGCUGACACCUGGCUGUUGUUAGCCUGUUUUUAGUGCACCUGGAUUUGCUAGUGGUAAUGGAUCCAUUUUCUCCAUCCGAACAGGACGAGUGGACAGCCUAGUUAUUGCCAAAGGUGUUACUGAAUACACGCUCAGCCACCUGCAGUCUGCCACGGAGUAUGAGAUCAGCUUGAAGAGUGUCCGAAGCAGAGAAGAAAGUGAGCCUCUCUCACACACCCUGUAUACAGGUAUGGAAUGCCUUUUGGGGGUUACACAGAAGGGUCCAGAGUUUACUUGUGGAUGCAGGUGGCAUUAGGAUAAAGAAACAUCAAUGGCUGGUGGCAAGAGCUUCCUUCAGGAAUUUGGCACCUUCGGUACAUAUCUUUAGGCAGCAAGCGAAAACGUUGCUCUGUAACCAGGCCUUCGGCUGAUUAAACAACCUGUUUUCUAUUUUUAUGUUGUAAACCAUCCUGUGAUAUUUGGAUAAUAGGGCAUUAUAUAAAUGUAAUUAAUAAUGUUAGGUGGGCGCCAGGUAAAAUGGUGGCUGCCAAUGAACAACUGGGAGUGCACAGUAUUCACUUCUCAUACUUUCACAAGUAAUGCAUUAUCACAGAAAUGCUUGUUAAGCUCAAAACUGAAUCUGCUGAGAGAACUGUAAUAAUGGGGGCAACAGGUAGCAUGGACAUAGUCGGGGGGCAGGGGGGCAGGUGCCCCCUAGAUCAAUUAAAAAAAUAUAAAUACUUAACUAACUAACCAAUCACAUCGGUUCUGCCCUCCCUAAGUCCUGCCCCCCCCCAACAAAAAUCCUGGCUACACCCAUGGCAGGUAGUACACUAAACAGAGUCCAUUUUUUCUUAAUGCCCUUACCUUGCAAAUACCUUCUGCAAUUUUGGGUUGGUGGUGUAUCAUAAUGUGCCAUUCAUCUCAUGCCAUUGGUUUUGUGAGGAGGAGGCAGUUGAAAACAUCAUAUGCCAUUAUAUGCUUUGCUGUGUUAUCUCUGAAAUUGUACAGUGGUGCCCCGCAAGACGAAUGCCUCGCAAGACGAAAAGCUGGCUAGACGAAAGAGUUUUCCGUUUUUUGAGUCGUUUCCGCAAGACGAAUUUCCCUAUGGGCUUGCUUCGCAAGACGAAACGUCUUGCGAGUUUGUUUCCUUUUUCUUAAAGCCGCUAAGCCGCUAAGCCGUUAAUAGCCGCUAAGCCGCUAAUAGCCGUGCUUCGCAAGACGAAAAAACCGCAAGACGAAGAGACUCGCGGAACGGAUUAAUUUCGUCUUGCGAGGCACCACUGUACCUCUGCAAAGGCACUUCCAUUCCAAGAUACCAAAAGAUCACGACUACUGUUAGAUCAAUAGAAAGGGGACUUCCUACGGAGGAAUGAAAAUAAAGAAGAGCCAGCCUAGACGCAAUGGGGCAGACAUUUUCCUAUGUUUGCUUGCAUGCCUCGUUCACAUAUAAAGGGCAGAGGGAGUCCGUUUUUAACAUUUGAAUGGACGCGCCUCUUGCUUCUCCAUGGCUCCAAGCACCUUUCUCUCCAUCCCAGCUCACUCCCAGAACCAGAGCUGGGCCACAAGAAAUGUCAGUGAAGCGAAGGAGGGAUGGAGAGGCCAGAUGGGGAAGAUUCACCCCCUCUAACUCAUUAGCUACUUUUGGUGUCAAAUUCAGACCCCACUCCCCACUUUGUGUGUGAGUGGGACUGAUCUAUGAAAAAUAAACUGGCUGUCCCAUCACAUCUCAGUCAGGCCUCAACUUCAGGCUGCAGAGCCAUGACACGGUUUUCCUUUGGGCGCUUGCUUUGCUUCACAUGCAAUGACUUGUGGUUUGGAUACAGUGCUUGCUGCUGAAUCAUGAGCAUAUGGCUGCUAUGUAGUUCCUUCUAGUUGCCUUACAUUUUUGCUCCAUGGUUUUUGGACUUUAAGCUGCUUCCAGGUCCUUGUCAUGGCUGAUGCCUGAAGCAAAGAAACAACUUCUGUGUUGACUCCCUUACCUUGCCUUUUUGUUAUGCAGCCAUGGAUAAUCCAGAGAGCUUGACUGCCACGAACAUCACCCCAACGGAGACCCUGCUGAAGUGGGACCCGCCCAUGGCUGAAGUUGAGAAUUAUGUCAUUGUCCUCACACAUGACACAGGUAUGUCUGUGUCUGGUAUGCAGGACUGUGUGGGGCAUGGAGGGAGCACCCUGUGACAGGCUGGGAGAAUUCGAAAGAGGCAGGUAGAGGAGGUUGGUGUGAAGAAGCAGGGGACGGGUAUGUGUGUCUCAAACGGAGGGUCCUGGCAGCCAAUUUACUCUCUAGGGCACUGUGCUGGUGCUAGAGGAUGCGACCGUAGUUCAGCUGAUAACACAGGGGCCCAUGGGAUUUCAUCUGGGCCUUGAAAGUCAGACUCUGGCCUGGCUCCUCAGUCUUGAGUAUUGUCUGAGUGAAGGCAGCAGCGGAGCAAGUUGAUUGGGUGCCUGGCGUGGGGCCCAUGGGGGUGGGGCCAGCCACCCACGGGGGCACCAUGGGGCCUCCUGAAUCUGCCUGCCUCCUCCCACUCAGCUGCCCUACAGCUGGGGGGUAGGCAACGGGAGGAUUGUUUGGGCAGCGCGGAGCCUGCUGGCGCCCAAGCCACCAUAUCACUCCCAGGAGACACACAUGCCGUCGGGUGAGUGCCGCCCAGCAUUUUGUCACCCCCCUCAGUGGUGACACCCAGGGCAGACUGCCCCCACUGCACCCCCCUUGCUACACCCCUGAGUGAAGGUCAGUUGCACUUAGAGUGUCCCUGCCUGGUCCAACCACCUGGCCCAUGCUUUGCUUCCAGAACACCAGCCUUGACCAUCAAGGUGGUGAGGGAAUUCUUUGGAAUGAAGAACUUUGCAAGUCAUCACCACCCCUUCUCACAGUUCCUGGCACAAAAUGCAGUGGUCCAGGAAGACCAGAGUAGGGAUCACAAGACUUUUGGGACCAGCAGGAACUUUUGGGAUUUUGAGAAAACGUUGGUUUCAGUCACAAAAUGGCUGCUGUGGGAUAUGUAGCACAAGACAAAAUGGCUGCCAAUUCCAAAAGAGAUGUUUAACCUUGGAAUCCAAUGCACGUUCAGUGUAGGAGAGGGUGAGCCAGUGCAAAUGGGAACUAAUCUUGUGGAUCAUGCAUUUUUGAGGGGAUAUUUACUGAAAACUUUCACAAGCACUAUAGAAGGUAUUGACAGGCACACUUAGAUGCCAAGUUGGCACCUUCUAGACCAAAGUGUCCAGAGUUUUUGCUGUCCUUCUGCAACAUUCUCUACUUCCAGUGUAACAUUCCUCCUGUAGUAGGAUGGAUUCACACAAUCAAUUUUCCCCCACCAUGAAGUGAUGUUUCCUUUCACCUUGGCAUAGCUCCCAGUCCUGACAACCUAAUUGUUCUCCACAUUAAUCUCAGUCUUAUGAGUGGUCCAUCCACAAGUUCCAGCAAGUAUCCAAUAGUCCUGAUUUUUAAGACUUGACAUAUUUGCAUAGGCUAUGACCUGCCUGGAGGCUUAACCACUGGCAAGUUUGGAUUCUCCAGCAGGGGCAACUGCCAACUUAUUGUCACUAUCUGGACACCAAUUUUGUAAGUCCACUCUCAGGCUCCUCCUUGUCCCCAUGGCUAUCUGACCAUAAAGCCUAUUUUAUUUGAGUUGGAUCUCACACUAGAAGGCUGUCAUUUCAAAAGCCGCAUGUUCUGUACAAUCCAUCCCCUGAUUUCUUUUUUUUUUUAAUAAUUUUUAUUGAGAUUUAAGAUCACCCACCAACACCAGUAAAACAUCAAAUCUUAUUACAUAUAUCCUACUUUAUGCUCCGUAGAGCUGUUGACUUCCGUCCUUCCCUUCCAUCAGUUUUCCUAUUCUAUUCUAUAGUUCACAGUUUCUUUGAUUAGAUAUUACAACAUGACAUAAGAUUUACUUCAAUCCUGCCAAAGUUUUCAAAUUUGCACAGUUCUCACUUAUAUAGAUCAAAAAUUUACACCAUUCUUUUUGGUACUUUGUCUCCUCCUGAUUGCGAAUUCUGUGUGUCAAUUUAGCCAUCUCAGCGUAUUCAACCAGCUUUAUCUGCCAUUCUCCUAUUGUCGGCAUCUCCUGUUGCUUCCACUUUUGAGCUAUCAGAACUCUAGCUGCUGUUGUUGCGUACAAAUAUAAUCUUUGAUCAGUCUUCUUAAUAUCUUCUCCCACCAAACCUAGCAAGAAUUCUUCCGGCUUUUUGGGAAAGCUAUACUUAAACAUCUUUUUUAACUCGUUAUAAAUUGAUUCCCAGAACUCUUUUAAUUUAUUACAUGACCACCACAUAUGAAAGAAGUCGCCAUCCUUUUCCUUGCAUUUCCAGCAAGUUUUACUACUAGUUCUGUACAUUUUUGCCAAUUUGGUGGGAGUAAGAUACCAACGAUAGACCAUCUUCAUAACAUUCUCUUUUAAGGCAGAACAAGCGGUGAAUUUUAUACUCUCAUUCCAGAGUUUGGCCCAUACAUCAUAGUCUAUGUUGUGUCCUAGAUCAAUAGCCCAUUUUAUCAUAGCCUCUUUUAUAAGUUCGUCUUUUGUAUUCCAUUCUAAUAGGAGAUUAUACAUUUUUGAAAGUAUAUUAUUGUCACUAUCUGGACACCAAUUUUGUAAGUCCACUCUCAGGCUCCUCCUUGUCCCCAUGGCUAUCUGACCGUAAAGCCUAUUUUAUUUGAGUUGGAUCUCACACUAGAAGGCUGUCAUUUCAAAAGCCUCAUGUUCUGUACAAUCCAUCCCCUGAUUUCAGUUGCCGGAGAAACCAUUUUAGUGGACGGGACCAACCAGGAGUACCAACUCAUCAGUUUGCUGCCCAGUACGAGCUACGGCGUCACUAUGUAUGCCACGAAUGGGCCCGUCACCAGCAGAACCAUCUUCACCAACUUUACAACUCGUAAGUAUAGCCUAUUAAUUCUCACUGCCAGGAAAUAACAUUCAUAAACAAUUGACAGCUUGUUUUCCUGUGGGAUAUAGGAAACAAACUUCCAGAUGAAGGAUUUUUAUAUCCUUGAGUAUUCAAACUGUAGCUUGCAUAUCACAAAACCCUGCAACAAAAUUAUUGCCCUACUCUCAUUCAUUUGCCAACAGUUUUGGAUCCUCCUUCAAAUUUGACUGCAAGUGAAGUGACUCGCCGAAGUGCCCUGCUUUCGUGGUUGCCUCCUAUGGCUGAGAUUGAGAACUACAUCAUGACUUACCGGUCACCUGAUGGGAGCCGAAAGGUGGGUCCUUUCUUCCAAUAAGUCUCUCAUUGCCAGGGUGGAGCCAGAUGAUCUCCAGGUGUGCAGGGGGGGUUGUUUUUGCCUGAAGGUUGUGAUUUCAUUCCCAUCCACCACCACACUACCCCCCCCCAAAAAAACCCCUCAAUCCAUAUUUUGUUCUGUUUUUUGUUUUUUGUUUUUUGCAGUUUUCAUAGUCACUUCCCCUCCCUUUUGUCACUGCUUUGGAAGCCAUUUUUUCUCUGUUUCAGGUCCUUUGUUUGAUGUUACAGUAGCUCUGCUGUGUUACCAUUUCAGCACAGUAUUUGCAUAGCAUGCAAUAAAUACUCAUGGGAUAACAUUAAACUAAUGGAAAGAAAUAGCAUACAAGUAAAACUGGCCAGCAGUCUUCCCUAGCACGAGCCACAAUUUUCUCACAUAGUUACUCAAAGCAUCUCCCACCCCUGUUUGAGCCAUUGUAUAAUAAUCAGGCAAUAGGUGUUUUGCCAGCAACAGCACCUGAUCUCUGCCUGCAUGUAACAAGUGGGUUCUUGGAGGGGAGGGGCUACCCUUGUCCUUGCCUGCCAUUUCUAAUGCCAUGAUUUGUGGCCUUCACUCACACAAGGAGGACACAAAACAAGCAAUUGAGAAAGUCAUGAAACUUCAUGGGAUACCAUUUCUGCAGCUAAACGGCAAGGUGUGGAGAGGAAUAGAGUCAUCCUCUUAUCCAAAAUUGCAUCAGCUAUGGCACAUUUAAUGUCACCGUUGUAAGCGCUGCAUUUGAAAAGGCUUUGUGUGCACUAUCUGGAUGACAUAUUGCAUUUUGCCAUAAAUAAACGAAAUAAAGCAAAUUCGCAAGACAAGCUGGAAGAUGGACUGUGUGCUGCAAAUGGGGAACAAGAGUAGUUUUACCACACAAACCUCAUCAUGUGGAAAAUUCAUUGGGGCCCCACAACCCCAUAUCACUCCUGCAGGCCUCUCCUGUGUCCGAGAACAUCUUGUGGGAAUGAUUUGUGUGAUAUGUUCAGACAUAACUGAAGUGAUGGAAUUAACACCCCCCAUUAGCUGGGGGCAGAAGCCAACAUUGCAAGGGAAACAUGAGGCUCCCACUCCUGUGUUUCUCUUGCGACAUAAAUUUGGGGACAAGGGCACUUGCACAGGAGAAUGGCAGGACGGGAAGGGGGUGUUUAACCCUUGGUCUUCCUGCUAGACAUUCACAAGGGAAGCGCCUAAGCAGUAUUCCAAUUCUCACAAUUUACUUCCAGCCUCUUUCCAGAUGUGAAGGACUGCUUUCACACAACCUGACACCCCUCAGGUUUUAAGUUCAAGACCAGAAUACUGAUCCUCUAAAUGCCUCCAGGUUCCACUUCUGUAUUACAUACCUGAGCAGGGCAGGCCCACCCAUGAGGCAAAGUGAGGUGACCACCUAAGGCAGCAGGGUCCACAGGGGCAGCAGAUCCUGAUGUAGAUCUUUCUUUCCACCCCCUCCCCUUGUUCCUGAUAUAGUUCUUUCCUCACCCCUUCUUCUCUGGCAGGCAGGCGGGCACCAUUUUGGGUUCUGCCUCAGGUGCCAAAAUGUCUUGGGCCAGCCAUGUACGUAAGCCCCACAAAUCUCUCCUGCUCAUCUCUGAUUUUCCAUCUCUUUUCGUGACUGAGCACAGGAAUUGAUUGUGGAUGCAGAAGACACCUGGAUCCGCCUGGAAGGGCUUUCGGAAAACACAGAAUACACAGUGCGCCUGCAAGCAGCCCAGGAUGCUGUGAGGAGUGGAUUCACCUCUACCAUCUUCACUACAGGUGAGAGAGUUACACAGGGCUUUCUUUCUAGAAGAAAAUGUGCUGGAACUCACCACAGGAGUUCCAUUCCAGGCCCCUACAUGCAUACGUGAAAUCGUGUAUAAUGGGGAACACCCUGGAGAGCCCUAGUGGUUUAUGAGGAGAACCCACCCUAAAGCCCAAAGAGGAUCCCAUCAGGCUCCAGGGAGUGUCUCCUUGCCAGCCAGAGGCUUGUUGAGGUUGCUCAGCUGAGUCACAAUCACUUUUAACUGAGGUCCCAUCAGAAGAUUUAAAGACACAUUUCCUUGGCCUAUGCCAAAGCUGAUAUUGCUUAACAGAUAAACUUAGUACCUCCAGACUACCCCCCUCCAUACAUACACAGGCUGGUUUCUAUGUCUGACUUAAAUUUCAUAGCUGAAAUGAAUUACCCUCCCUCUUCCCCACACAAAAAAGGCAAAAGCAAAAAUGAGUAUGGAGUGGAGUACAAAGUUAAGAGUUCAAACCAGAGGUACAUGGUAAGUUGUCUUAUACUGAGUCAAACCCUGGCUCUAUCUAGCUCCUUAUUGUCUUCACUGACUGGCAACAGUUCUCUGGUUUCAGGCAGGAGUCUCUUCCAGCCCCACCUGGAGAUGUUGGGGAUGGAGCCAGGGACCUUCUGCAUGCAAGGUGGACCUAAUGCCCUUCUCUUUAACCGUCCCAAAGGGUUUUCCACAGAGCAGUUGUUUGGCUCCAAGUUUAAAUCUGACGGGGUGCAUGACAAGAUCGCAGGAGGGAGACUUCCUUUUUUAUCAUUUCAUUUAUUUUUAUUUAGGACAUCUGUUAGCCACUUAUCUGCCAUGGCUCACAGUUUGCAAACAAAGCAUAAAAGUACAAGAAUACAAAUGCAUUUUUAAAAGCAUACCAAAAAAAAACAAGUCAUGGGAGACAGAAAAACCCAGCAUAAAGUCACAAACGCAAAGGGCAAGGCCUGGGCAAAUAACAAAAGUGUUCACUGGGCACUGAAAAGAGGAUAGAGAUAGUGCCAGGUGGAUCUCUCUGUGAACCUCUCUGAGUGAGAUGUUACCAAUGAGUACAGGUGUGGCCAGGCUAGCUCUGUCUAUGAGGGAUCACGGCUCUUGCACUAGCUGGAGCCUCUACAGAUAGGGCUAGAUCUAACAGCACUUCAAACUGUAGACAUGAUCUUUCAAAGAAAGUUCAACCCUACCCAGAACUAAAUACCACCACCAAACAGAUCACGCACCAAAAGCUCCUCUGCCUUAAUAUGGACCAAGCUUCCGUUAACUGGCCUCCAUCCAGUCCAUGACCAGUUGCAGCCAGUUCCACAGCUUCACCUGAAUUUGAUUGAAAGGGUAGAAGUGGGAGUCUUCGUGUACUGAUGACACAUUAUUCCUAAUUUCCAGAUAACUUCUACAAGAAGCUUCUGAGUGAGGUUAAAUAGCACAAGGGGCAAAAUAAAACCUUGUGGCAAACCAUAGAACAGCUGCCAGGGGACAGUGGCAAUCUCCCAACACCACUUCUGGAGCCCAUGAUCAAUAUAGAAGCAGAAACAUCAUUUUUCUGGGCCCUCUGCUCCCACCACAGAUAGUUAGUACAGGGAGGAACCGUGGUCAGUGGUAUCCAGAGCUGCUCAAAGGUCCAGAAGGAUCACACUCCUCCUGUGUUUCCUCCAGUGUAAGUCUCUGUUUCUACCCAAAACUGGAUUGAAAUUGAACUAGACUAGGCAAAUUCAAGAGUAUCUGGAAUUGUCCAGCUGCCACUUGAGUACAUUGCCCCAAAGGAUCCUCUGAGUCCCCCAUGAAUUUCUUCUGGAAUUACUAUUCACGCGUCUCUUUAAAUGCCCCUGGGACCAGCAGGAAGCCAUUGGUUAACUACAGGACUGAACUAGGCAGUCUACUGCAGCUACUGUUACAAGGCAAGGUAGACAUUAAGGUGUUAGGUCAAAGUCCUCCAAACAUCCUGCAAACAGCUCCAGGCCUAAAUAACUGAAGUUCAAUACAUAACAGUGUUUUCCUGGGUCAGUGAAAAUGAACAGCUCUGUCUACAGGUUUGACUGCCUAACAUCUGUUUCUUUAUAAUAUAGCAAGUAUUUUUUUAAAAAAUCAGAUUACACAGCCUGAAUUUAGAUUAGUUUAUGCUACAAAUAGGUGCAUUUGGAAGAAGCAGGUGUCUACAGAAAUAAUAAUAUCUCACUGGAGAAUGCUCUUGCGUAGACUCAUGAAGAUUGUGAAACAGCACAAGAGGGCACCCAGAGUGGAACGGCUUGUUUAGAAAGGGGAUGCACAAAAGUGGUUGGAUGUUGAAUCCAAUUACAUCUGUACCUAAAUUGUUCAAAAGAAGCAGGAAGGAGCUGUCCACCCAUAUAGUUCUGAAAUCACUUGGUGUUUAUACCUAGUAGUCUAAAAGGGCUGCCUUUGAACUUUCUGCGGAUAUAUUCUUCAUUGAUGUGCAUGAAAAGGUUUUUGAAAAGGCUGCCGGUUAACAGCAACAGCUAUCAACAGCCAAAAACCCUGCUUGCCUCAUACAGCUAUAGAUCUGUGGCUGUUGCAUUAUUCUCCCUUCCACUUCAGUUAGUGUAAAGGAUUAGGGUGACUUAUGUUGCUAGGGAUGAAAGCCAAUGCAGAGCUUUUAGAUUGAUCUUGCUGACAGAUGAAAAGCAUAUCAGACCUCAUGGCGUAAUUCAGUGUAGUGUCGCUGGUUUUUACAUGGUUGGUAUAUUUUGAUAUAUGCUGAGGUGACCAACUUCUGUACUCUCCAAACAGUGUAUUUUCAUUACAAAGUCAGCAUAACGUAGCAGUAAGGGCUUCAGGGUUAUGAGACACAUGACAGAAAGCUGGUGUAAUAUAGUGGCUAAGUGACUGGGCUACAGGUCAGGAAAACCAGCUUGGUUUGAAUUUUAUCUCUGUCAUGAUGACUUUACCAGGUAGCUUUGAACAAGCUCUUGCGCCACCGCCAUUUGCCUCCCAAGCUAAAUCUGCAAAUCUGCAGAACAUAGCAAAUCCAGAGACAAACAAUGACGGGGGGGGCAAAUUUCCACAUGAAUACAGCGCAGGAGAAAGGUCUGGUGAAGGAACACCUCCCUGAAGAUCACAACCCCAGUUUAGUUUCCAACCCCAUCGUCAGCAGCUGAUCUUUCUAAAGCAAAAGAUGCAGGGAACCUCAAGUGCAGGAUUCAAACAUGCCCUCAGCAUAAUGUGCAGUUUGACCCUAGAAAGCUAAGAAUUGCAGCACCAGCCUCCUUCGAUUCUCAAAAGGCUUUCCAGGAGAACAAUAAAGUGUGAUUAACAAAAGAGAAAAUCCCCAGUUGUACACUGAAAGACUUGAACCUGCUCAGGUUGACUAGAGACAUAACAAGGUGCUUUCAUUCCCCCAGCCAUGCUAAUAGCUGUCCGUUGUGGCUCACAUGUACAUGAGAUUCUAGGAGAAUUGCGAGAUAAGUGGCACAAAGGAAACUUUAUUAUUAAUGUCACCCAGGUCUUCCAAGGUCUGUUUAGAGUUCAAAAGGUAUGAAUAUGAAUUGAAAUAAGUAAUCACUAUGGAGCACCAGGGGAUUCACAAGAGGCUUGGAUGUUAUGAAAUUGAAAGAAGUCCCCUGACAGAGCAACAGUUAAGGAGGAGGAAAUAGUUAAAGGAGGGCGGGAAGGGGGGAGAUUCUGUGAGCAAGGCUCCUUCCAGAGGAGUAACCACAGUUAGCCUUUCGUUGGCUGAGAGGGGAGUGGGUUGUUCUGGGGUUGGGGGGAGAGAAUUCUGUGAUAUAAGACUUCCUCUUGUCCUAGUGCUCCCCCCCCCUGGGGAAAAAUGCUCUUUAGUGCUCAGAGAAAAUGGCAGUUUGGGUUUUCUCCAGAUUGGCAUUUGUUCCAAUUUUGCACUAAAGAGUAGCAGGGCAAGGGGAAGUGUGGACCAAGUGGGGAGACCAGGGUUCGAAUCCCCCCUCACACAUAAAGCUCACUGGGUGACCUUGGACCAGUCACCAUCACUCCGCCUAACCUACCUCACAGGGUUGCUGUCAGGAUGAAAUGGGGAGGGAGAGAACCACAUAUACCACCUUGAGCUCCUUGGAAGACAAAGGUGGUAUCUAAAUGUAAUAAGUAAAUAUUUUUUUAAGCGCUCGGACUACAUUAGACACUUUUACUUAUAAAACAACAUCAUUGGCGCCAAGAAAAAUCAAAUCACCAUGGUAUAGUUAUAGAAAUUAAUCAAAUUUGAUUUCCCCACCCCAUUUCUCUUUUGGUAAUUUUAUAUAUAUUUCCUCAACUUCCACUAGCCAUGGGUUGGACAACGAGCUUGCAGAGCACUGAACCCCUGCCCUGGGGCCAAUGAAAAUCCUACUUUCAUUGAUUUCUGUCUGUAGGAGACCCAGAUUUUCCUGUAGGUUUUUGUAGUCUUGUCAAGGCCCUGGAGUCUCCUUGAAAUAAGCUGACCCUCUGCUUAGGGAGGCCUAUUUCCUCAUGGGGCUCGCCCAGCCUUCCUUUUGUGCCACACUCUUCAGGCACAGGUCCAUGUUUUAAAACUCCACGUCCCAAGUGCUUUCUCCAGGAAAACCUGUGUUUUACCACUGAAUUGAAUCAAACAGCAAUCCGCAGAAAACCUGAUUGUCGUUUGCUCUGAUUCAGCAGUAAAACAUGGUUUUUCCAGCGGAAAGUACUGGGACAAAAACAAACCUGCUUGGACACAGAGCUUUAAAGUCUGGAUCUAUGCCUAGAAAUUUGUCACAAAAGGAAGUCUGGUUGAACCCAUGCUUUAAGUAUAGAAGGUCCUAAGUUAAAAAGUUCUCAGGAAGACUCAUCCCUGAUACCUGUUGCCACCUGGAGUCCUAGACUAGAUUAAACCAAUACCCUCAACUUCCUCCAGUCUUCCAUCUUUUCUUUGUGCAAUAUCAGACACUCGAAGUGUCCCUUAGUGUCCCCGUUAUCAGCAAAACUGAUUUAAAUUUAAAAAUGGGCACAGUUUAUUCUCCAUACAGCAAGAGCAUUCACAGGAUCUGACCUCCCUGUCGUGGUCUUGGCUUAUCAUGAACAAAAGUGUUUGCCAAUGUGAUAGGCAAGCAGAGGUGUGAUAUCACUGCUGACGUGUUCACUGCACUAAUUUUACAGGAGGUCGUGUGUUUAUGAAUCCUCAAGAUUGUGCCCAACAUUUGAUGAAUGGUGACAUGAUGAACGGUGUUUACACCAUCUCUCUUAAUGGGGAUCUUGGCCAGAGAGUGCAAGUGUACUGUGAUAUGACCACGGAUGGAGGCGGAUGGAUUGUAAGUGAGCAAACAAACUUGUUAUGCAAGUCCUCUUCUUCUUCUUCAAUCAAAAAGUCAUAUUUAUGAGGGUUUAAUGGCUUCACAGAGUUAUGUGAUUCAUGAGUCCAAUAUUUGAGUCGGGUAUGUGUGGAAUGCCUUAUUAACAUUUUGUUAAACUGAGUGGCCGAAGUUAUAAUUCUUCAUGGUUGAUUACUUUCCUUAGUUUCUAGAAAUUAAGUCUCUCCAUGGGGAGGGGAAAGCGUAUGCAUCAAGCUCACGAUUGAGCGCAUGAGCACUAAGGCAAGAUGGAGCACAAUGUCUGCCACUUCACACACGGCAACUGCUGAGUUAUAUUUUGAACUUUUGACAACAUGUCGUAGGAUAAUGUUUUUCCUCCUCUUUUUAUCUCUUCGCUUUUAAACUGGCCUAGGACAGUCUAAGGCAGCUGACAGCUUUCUCUAUCUUUUUAAAAAGAGCCUUAAACCAAGAAAGUAAGUUGGAAUUUUAUUGUAGCAAAAUUCAGUUAGAAGGGCAGGGCUCUAAGGGACAACAGGUGCCAAGCUUUACCAACCCAGUGGUAGGAGACGUGAAAAUGUCACUGUGCCUGGGAAGUGUGAUGACCUUCGCUCCCUGAACCAGCACAUAGCCAAAGCAGGCAGUGUCCCUUCAGUGUUCCUUUCUGCACUUGAAAUCUGCCUACAUAUGGUGAACAUUGUCAUCCCCAUUCUUGCAAGAGCCAGACUACCAGGAUGCUAAGGAUCUUUUCAGUAGGGUGCUUCAGCCAAUCCUGGUUUCCUUGUGACUAGUAAGUACAUAUGAUGCAAUAUAUAUAUGAUGCAUAUAUUUGCAAAAACAAGUUUAUCCUCACUCACUGUUCACACUUAGUUCGAAAGCACGUCAAAAUGCAAGUACAUAAAUAGGUACCGCUCUGGUGGGAAGGUAAAUGGCAUUUCCGUGCACUGCUCUGGUUCACCAGAAGUGGCUUAGUCCUGCUGGCCACAUGACCCGGAAGCUGUCUGUGGACAAACGCCGGCUCCCUCAGCCUAUAGAGCGAGAUGAGCGCCCAACCCCAGAGUCAGUCACGACUGGACCUAACGGUCAGGGGUCCCUUUACCUUUAUAGUAUUUUAGAUAAAUGUAAUAUGUGAAGCAGUUCUAACAGUAUAAAUUUGGCCACUACAUCCCAUAUCUUAAGAGAGCAGAGGCAAUGGGCAGCCUGGAGGCACAGUCCCACAAUGAUGAAUGACAACUGUGCAGGAGGAGCCUCAACUUUGCUGGGUUCUGAGGUCUACCCUGUAGCUUGCUUGACAAGAUGGCGUCCAUUUUAGCUGUUGUGGAGGAUACAAUGCACAUCCUGUUAUUUAAAUUUAUGUGAAGAAGCCUCUCUCUCUUUCUCUCUCACACACAAUUUUUCUUUUUUGAGAAAAAGGAGGGAAGGAGUUAGAAUGGAUAAAUGGGGCCUAAAUGUUUUAUCCCUCUGCUGCUUCUCUGCUCCAAAUCCACACAGUUUUUCUCCCCAUAGAGUUCCACAUGUAUCUUUGUGAGGAUAAAACACAAUAAUCUGUGGAGGUAGCAGCCUGGAGUCCAGCAACAGUCAGGGAAAGGGUUAAUUAGCACCCAGUACGACUUUUAAAUUACCUCUCCCAAAGCAGCUUUUUCUCUUUGAAAAACCAAGAGGCCAGGGGUGGGGAACAGUGUUGCAUGCCUUUAAUUGUGUAGUUAGGCUUUGAAAAAAAAGAGAAGAGAAGAGAAGAGAAGAGAAGAGAAGAGAAGAGAAGAGAAGAGAAGAGAAGAGAAAAAGGCACUAGUCAAUAACUAGAACCAUCUCACCAGGGUACUCUAUUUUCCAUGCCUUAGGGACUAAGUUAAUAAUAGUUACACUCUGAGAGAUUCCUGGUGAUUUAUUUGACACAUGUAACUCCUUUGGAGAGUGAAGCUGGAGUUGAUUCAUGAUGCUAUCAAGGAAAUUAAUCGACGGUGUCUUUCAAAAUUUGCAUUUCACUGCUCAACAUAUGGCAGCUACGGGAAGCGCACAAUAGACCCAGGAUGGCCCCCGAAAGGCUAGCAGGCAGGAUUUCACCUCAGAAGCAACUUUUCCUGGUUCUUUGUGGUCCUACCAAAUGUUAAUCAAGGUGUGGUGCAAAGCCAGUUUUGCUCACAUUUUCACUUGUAAGGAUUUUACAUUUGCAUUUUAUAUAAAUAUUACGGUCUUGCCUUCCAAUGUGCCUCCUGGUAAUGCGGAGGACCAGCACAUAGGUACCUUUUCAGAGCAUCUUUCAGAAAGCGCUUUAUAUCUUUGUAUCCCCUGUUGACAGCCUUCCAUAGCUGUUAAGUGCUUACUGCUAAGAAGCACCCCAUUGAUUACAGAGUCACUUGCAUUGGCUUGUCCCUGCUCACAGGCUGGUAACCAGAGUGUAUAAUGACCCUUAAGAGUACAGAAGCCUCCUCUGCAUUAGGGAAAUGUCAUUCCUUGUGGAACCAGAUGAUCAAUUCCUGUCUUAAAGAAGGAGUAACAUGGACCUGGGAAAUCCAGCCCCAUGUACCAGAGUACAGAGCAAGGCUGCUAAUGAACGGGACGGUGUACCACCAUGAAGAGUGCAGUCAAAGAGUAAUGGGCAAGGUUGCCUGUGGCCUUAUCGGUUAGCAACGGGGAACAGACAUUGCUCAGGCAAAAGGGAAGGCGGUUAGUUUUUCUUGUGGGACUGACAUCAUCAUUCAGCUGCCUGGUGGGUGGCUAAGUAGAUACCUGAUGGGUGACCAGGUACCAUGCAUGAAUAUUUCAAAGCAAGAGAAUGCAGUCCACUGUGAUUGCAUAGCUGCAGCUGCAAGGUGUGCAAAGAAGCCAGGAUAACAUAGGGCUGACUUUUGCUUUUAAACUAUCUGGCACCCAACAUUAUUACCAUUAGUAUUGAUUACAUUUUUGCCCCAUCUUUCCUCUCAAAGGAGCCUAGGGUGGCAAACAACCAAACAGUAAAAUAAUACAAUUGUUUUUAAACAUGAAGAAUAUUUAAAGAGAGUCACAUUUUGUCAUGGACUGGUUGGAUGCGGAGAAAUGGUGGGUGGAACCAGCUGAGGAACCACCAAGGGAGGAAGGCUCAGAGCCCAGGGAUUGGUAGUGGGACAACGAUGAGUGGUCAGAGGGAGAAGACUAGGAAGAGGACGUGUCAGAAGCUGAAGAGGUAGCCGGGUUUAGUGAGCUGGGAGAGUCUGUGGCAGAGAGAAGUCCAGAAUCAGAGGCAGAAUAUGAAGCAAGCGAGAGGAGGCAGGUCUAGAAGCAGAGAUGAGUCAGGCUGGUGAAGAGUCAGAGGUGUCUACCACUCCUGCUGCAACAAGCUCCCUUCCUCCCAGAACCAGGAGAGGGAUGAAACGAUGCCUUAUGAGGAACGGCUAAGGGAGCUGGGCAUGUUUAGCCUGGAGAAGAGGAGGUUAAGGGGUGAUAUGAUAGCCAUGUUCAAAUAUAUAAAAGGAUGUCAUAUAGAGGAGGGAGAAAGGUUGUUUUCUGCUGCUCCAGAGAAGCAGACACGGAGCAAUGGAUCCAAACUACAAGAAAGAAGAUUCCACCUAAACAUUAGGAAGAACUUCCUGACAGUAAGAGCUGUUUGACAGUGGAAUUUGCUGCCAAGGAGUGUGGUGGAGUCUCCUUCUUUGGAGGUCUUUAAGCAGAGGCUUGACAACCAUAUGUCAGGAGUGCUCUGAUGGUGUUUCCUGCUUGGCAGGGGGUUGGACUCGAUGGCCCUUGUGGUCUAUUCCAGCUCUAUGAUUCUAUGAUUCUAUGAAACAGGUGGCGCAAAGAUAAGCUGCAUCCAGGCACAGACUCCAAUUGCUUGGAAAAAGCACCAGAGAGGAGGAGACAUAGAUGGCUAUCUUUCUUGAAAAAGAAACUUCAAGACUCAAGAAAGUCAGGGAGCUGUUAUGAGGUCAUGUACAGGUGUAGCCUAAGUCAGGGAGAGGACAGUUGUCCUCAAGAGUGGACAGUCUAGCUUUAAACCCAUACUGCUCCUGGCACAGAACACAUACCUGUACAGUGGUACCUCAGGUUAAGAACUUAAUUCAUUCCAGAGGUCCAUUCUUAACCUGAAACUGUUCUUAACCUGAAGCACCACUUUAGCUAAUGGGGCCUCAUGCUGCUGCCGCGCCGCUGCCGCGCGAUUUCUGUUCUCACCCUGAAGCAAAGUUCUUAACCCGAGGCACUAUUUCUGGGUUAGCGGAGUCUGUAACCUGAAGCGUCUGUAACCUGAAGCGUCUGUAACCCGAGGUACCACUGUACAAGCCAAAUAAACGUACAGUAUGGAUUCUUAAUACAGCCAACGUAGCGUUUUGAAGGAAAGUAUUUUUCUGUGUUAUCCACUUCAAAGCCUGCUUGUCCAAUUUCAUGCUAUGGGCCCUACAGACCGAGUUGCUCUGUGCUGUGGAGCUAAAUGUGCUUUCCUUUGAUUUGAACACAAAAGUUGAAACCUGGGUUCUGUUGUUGAUAAUUUUAUAUUCUCAUGGCUGAGCAGGGAUAGUACAUAUCCAAUAUAAUACCCAUCCUGCCACAGUGACUUGCUUGAAAGGUGGUCCAGCAAAAGUUGAUCAGAUAAACCUGGGAUGCAUCCCUUAUUUUCUGGAAUGAGCAUGGCAGCAAGACAACAUUUCAGUCUUUUCUGGAACAGCUAGGAAGGCGUUAUAAAAAGAAUGUAUGAUGGGCAGUGACUCUGCGCAGAGCAUACAUAUGUUCAUGUAUAUACAAUAAUCUAUGGGGACACCUGAGGUUUUAUAUCUGAACUUUAAAACCUUAAAGUUUAUUCAUUUGAAGUUUCCACCUGGAAGGGUCACAUGUUCUCCUGCCAUUUCCCCGGUAACAAAGGCCAUCCACAGGUAUACGUGUCUCAUAUAUCAUAAGGUUUGUCCUUUCUUCCUCUGCAGGUGUUUCAGAGACGGCAGAAUGGGCUGACAGAUUUUUUUCGGAAGUGGGCAGAUUAUCGUAUUGGCUUUGGAAACUUAGAGGAUGAGUUCUGGCUGGGUAACAAACCUUUACCCUUUUCUUGUCCCUGUCACUGUCAGCCAUGAAACCAGACACCUGUCCAUCAUAUCAUCUUGCAACAGGCGCACUUGGUUUCUCUCUGUGUGUCAUUCAUUUCUUCUUUGCCUUCUGUGCAUCAUCAGACAGUUAUCUGUCUCUUUCACUCUUCCUGCAUUCUCCAUCAAUCUGCCUUUUGACUUGUCAGGUUUCUCCAUUCUUUGUCCUGUCCGUGUUCCUCAUUAAUGAUGGGCUCUGUGGCAUGAAAGGCUCGUAACUGGGACCUGGUCACUGCUUCAUUUGUUAGGUAGAGCAGCAAGCUUAAUUGCCCUUUAGCCCCCAUGGAACUGUGGUCAAACAUCCUUUUGCUCACAAAGCAAGCUAGAUGGAGUCAUUUCGUUCCAUUUCAAUGCGCUUUGUCUGCAUCACAGAUAAACUCUGCCAUUCAGCAUGAUUGGCAGUUUCUGCUGAGGGAAAAGCCCAAGCAUAAACUGAGGAAUUCUUUUGGGUUACAUCAAGCAAAUGUACAUCUAACGCAAAAUAUGUUAGCCCUAUCUCUGGUGCGUAGGAAGGAUGUAUCAACACUACAUAAUUAAACUGAUUUGAUAAUAAUUCCACCACCCCAGGGAACUCUGGGAACUGCUGUUCUAUGAGAGGAGCUCAAGGUCUCUAACACACAAUUCUCAACACAUUCACCAAGCUACAAUUACCAGGAUCCUUUCAGAGGGCAAGGGGAGCCUGGCUUGCAAACUGCUAUAUAACCCCAGCAGAGCAGAGACACACCUGGAAUAUUUUUAGUGGCAAAAGUAGGAAUUUUAGCACUGCUGAAAAUAUAACUUGUUUUAUUGAGUUUUUAUUUUCUCAUGAGCUGUCUAUGAAGAAGAAAGAUUGCAGAAAAACAAUUCACCCUAUAGGCAGAAAUAUGUGUAGCCGAUGAGCCCAAGGCUACGUCUGAUGAGUUUAUUCCAUUCUUGAAACAGUUGUGGGUGGGGGGCAAUCAGGGGACCGUGGAGGAGCUGGCUGUAGAGGUCAGAGUACUGGCAACAGCUUAUGUGAGGCACGGCCAAAGCAACAGCUUAUGUCACGCAGGCCAAAUUGGGGCCACCAGGGAUCAAAAUUUGGCUCAUGAGGCUGUUUUGCCGCAGCCAUGCCCACCUGCCCCACAGCUGAAGUCAGGUAUGGGCCAGAAAAAGACAUGGCUUCAAAGAAACAGCCAGGAUUGUGUUUGCCCUUUGCCGCUCUCACCUGGCAUGUUAGUUUCUCAUAUGGCAAAUGUUUAUUGAAUACAUAAGUUGAUCAGACUGUGGCAGGAAUCCACCCAGCACUCAUGGGGAAAUCUGGCAUGAUCUCUUAGAGGAAUCAAAUGAAACUUUAACACAUGGCAUGAUAAAAGUCUGUACUUUUAUCAGGACAAGUUACUUGUUGUUUACUGUUGUAACAAUUGUUUCCUCAAAAUUUAUCUUCUGUACCAUGAAAAUAAAUAAAAACAGUAGAAAGAAAGAAAGAAAGAAAAAAGAGUCAGGAGUUAAGAAUGUGCUCCCAACAGUUCUUCUGCAAGCAGGGUUUGUCACAGAGCCGAAUCCAGCUACAAGCCUCAUUUGUGGCAGGGCAUCUUCUUGGCACACAAAGCUCAGAUUCAAGUUGCUCCUGCAAAGGAACAUUGUGCCUUGCUGCCCAGCUUGAACUCGUUGGAUGGCAAAGGCAAAAAAAUCUUUCUUAAAUGCACAUUGCACCUGCAAAGGAAGAAAGGAAAAAUUAGGAGUGCAUUCCUGAUUCUGUCCUUUGAAGUUGUCACCUGCUGUCAUGGUACUGUCAGGUGAUCGACACAUGGGUGGCCCCACACAAUGGGGGGGUUCCUGUUUCCCCUUCCCCAAUGUAUGCCCAUGGAACAGCGAUUCCCCACCCUUGGGUUAUGGAAUAUUGGGAUAAAAUAGUUAUUUCCCACUUCUCAUGGAACUUUAUAAAGAGUUAACAGACAAUGGUGUUUUUUAUUGCUGACCUACACCUGACUCCAUGCAUUCUUAUAAUGGCCAGUUAGGUAGGGGAGGAAGCACAGAGCAACAAAUGGACAUUCCAGCAUGAGGCUUGGCUUCUGGGUCCCAUUAUCCAGAACCCACAUCCAAUUUGCACCUCCUGGACAACAAAGGCUAGACUCAGGACAGAGGGGAUUCAACAACAACAACAACAACAACAUGGAGCAUGGCAAAUUUCCACUCUCCUUUUACUCCCAAUUCCACAUCGCAGCAUGUGCAUUGAGAGCCGGUUCUUACACCGUGCUGUUCACAUGAUUUCUAGGCAUGCAAUCCUAUAAACUCUUUUUUAUUGUCUUUCUAGGACUAGACAAUAUGCACAAGAUCACAUCACAGGGGCGCUAUGAACUGCGGAUAGAUAUGAGAGACGGCCAGGAAACAGCCUUCGCAUAUUAUGACAAGUUCUCCGUUGGAGAUGCCAGGAGCCUGUACAAGCUUCGGAUAGGGGACUACAAUGGCACUGCUGGUACAAAUUCAGGGCACAUUCCCCACUUGCUACUCCAAGACUUUUUUCCUCAGGCUUAACAGCUCUCGCCUCACCCACAAGAGAGAUCAGCCAAUUCUCUCCAUGCAAACCAAACACAUUUCUAUUUAUCUCCACCCCACCCAUGUAUUUCAUUCUCCUCCUCCCCCAGUUUAAUUCAUAAGGUAGGGAUAUACAAAUAGGACCCAUGCAGCUGCUUUUUUGAAAGUAUGCAAUGUGGCCUUUAUAAUAGUUAGUAGGUAAGCCCAAGUGUCUCCUGAGGAUAUAACAAACAUAGCUUGGUGGUGAUCCUUCUUUGCAUGCAAAAGGUCCCAGGUUCAACCCCUGACAUCUCCACGUAAGAUAAUCUCAUGUCGCAGUGGUUUAGAUGAGGUAGAUGGACCCAUUCAUCUGAAACCCUAGACUGCAGAUUCAUAUGCGCCCAUAUAACACUUGGCCAAAAGAUGUAAACAUCUGUCUCCCUCUUGUAUCUAUCAGUGAUGAUGAGCUUCUAAAAUGGAACCCAGGCUAAUGCUCAGCCAAAAAUGGGGUGGGGUGAUUUUUGCAAACAUUUUUGUUUUUCUCUCCCCCACCCCAUCAGUGAAUAUUCAAAGGAGCUCAAAGUGUUCACCUGUUAUGGCAACUGGAACUUUCCACGUUCCUCAAGCCAUACUGAUGGCAAUGUGUAGGUGAUGGACUGAUGAUUAAAUCUGUACAUUGAAAUUUAUACCUCCUAUUCCGUGUUUGUGCAAGGAAUAUGAAAAGUAGGUGGGCUGUGAAGCUGUUUUAGCAAAGUACAACACUUGCAUGCUUUGCAUCUUACUAAAGUUUAGGAAUAAGGAAAUUACACAUUUUUAUCCUUUUAUUUGUGGUCUCCGGGCCUCCCUUUCGUCACCCUAAUUGCAGGAAGGGAACCACACAUUUUUAGUAAGAUAAUCAAAAAAGGUUUACUUACAUUUCAAUGCAGGCAGCAAAUACAAUACAGGUAAGAAAACCUCUCAGGUACAAAACCCAAAAGCUGGUUUCAAAAUAGGUUGUGUGUGUGUGGAGCCCCCAGACACAUGUCUGAUAAGUUUAGAAGCAUGAUAGAAUAGAGAGUCUCCUCAGAAGCAGAAGGAAGUAAAAAGGACAGUCUCCUGUGUUAUAGAAUCCCUGCCCAGAGGAGAAGUAUCCACACAGAUGUUCCUCGCUAGGGAGUGUAAGAACUCUGUGUACUAGGCCCAAUUAUUUGCUUUGUGUAUUCAUAAGCACAUGCGCAUAAGCAAACAGUUUGGGUGGGGAGGAUAUCCUCUGCCAUGAUGCACUCAUUUCUUCCCUCUGAAUGGGGGAAGGGGGAGAGACUGGCACACAUCCCUGAUGCCAAGGCAGUGAGAAGACAUGCCCUAUGCCCUCCUGAUCAGAAUGAGGAUAGUGAGAGGGCUUCCUUUGCCAUCCAUGAUGCCUAAUGGGUUGUGUAAUUACACCAGUUGUUCUUGAGGGUGGGACGAUGCAAAAACAGUGGUGUCGAUGCAACAGCAGGUGCUCUUAACCAGCCUAGAAGAUGCUGCCAGAGACUAACAUGGCUCUGGAAAUAGCAUAAAAGAUGCAUGUACUGGGGCAGGGGGUGUCAAACAAUAUGUCAGGCUGCCUGAAACACAAAAAGACUCCCACACUGUGCACCACAUACGUGCAGCAACCCCCAGAAGCUGCUUCUGCUUGCUUCUUAAUUUGGGCCACUCUCACAACUUGGGGCUUGUAUGCACUUUGCUUGUCCUGCCCUUAGAAAGCAGGGGUCCAAACAGUUUUCAACUUGUCCCAUGCUUUCUAGACAUGGGUCAGAGUAGUUUUCUAUUCACCUCACUGCUUUCCCCGGGAACACCUGCCAUUUAACGCUGAAUCAGAUCAAACGUCAAUCCACUGAAAAACCCGACUGGCGUUUGCUCCGAUUAGGAAGUAAAGAGUGGGUUUUCCCAGGAGAAAGCAGGGGGGAAAGCAGAAGUGAGGACAAGCCCUCAGUGCUUGUUCUGCACAGAGCCAAAACCAGUGCAGCCACCGAGCGACAAACAUACAUGCAUGAACUCAUGCAUGAACUCUGUCCCUUUGCAGGCAGAAGGAAAAUGACCUGUCUUCUGUUGCAGGGGAUUCACUCACAUAUCAUCAAGGGCGCCCAUUUUCCACCAGAGACAGAGACAACGAUGUUGCUGUCACAAACUGUGCCAUGUCAUACAAAGGUGCCUGGUGGUAUAAGAACUGUCACAGGACUAACCUCAAUGGCAAGUAUGGCGAGUCCCGACACAGCCAGGUAAGUGGAGGGUCAGUUCAGGCUGCAAACAGGAGCUCAGCUUCUCUGCUUGUUAAUGAUAUGUUUUGCACGCCUCUUAGCUCAUCAGAAGAGAGCUGUGUGGUUAAGAGCAUGAGCUCUCAUCACCUGGUGACAAGCUUCCUCCUUAUAGUGAACCAGCACAGCAGUGAAAGCACUAGACAAAGUAGUUUUCUUUCAUAGGGUGGUUUUAUGUCUGUGUGGAGUUUUUAUACAGGGAAUCGGGGUUUUUUAUUUUAAAAAAUAUAAUUUCCUACCUGCAGUCUAAAGUGGUAUAGCGGAGGCUUCUGUCAUCUCAAGUCCUGGUCUGUACAAUGCUAAAUAAUGCAGUGCUACAACUUCUGGGGUGGCAGAGAGCACUAGGCUAUCGGGGAGAAAGUUUAUCUUGCCUCUCCCUCUUCCAGCUAUGUUAGUAUUCUAUUUAAACUAAGCUUUUCACAUGGGGAGCAUUCAUUACAAUGGUCCUCCUGCCGAAGCCCGAAGCAGUUCUCUUUACCAUCUCAAGUCUCUGUCACUUCAUUCUUCUGAACGUGCAAAUCAGGCCUAAUGUACUUUGAAUAAAAGUGCUCUGCGGUUUAAAUCUUAUAAUUAUAAACAGAAUAAAGCCAAUCCUGCUUUAUUUUAAGCCUUAAAAGUAUUUCAGUAGGAAGUGGUUGUGAGUGCCCUGUUCUACUCCUCAUGGCAUCCUCCCUUCUUGUUAUGCUACCAGAAUUAUCCCAAGUACAGUGGUAUCUCAGGUUAAGAACUUAAUUCGUUCUGGAGGUCCGUUCUUAACCUGAAACUGUUCUUAACCUGAAGCACCACUUUAGCUAAUGGGGCCUCCUGCCGCCGCCGCCGCGUGAUUUCUGUUCUCAUCCUGAAGCAAAGUUCUUAACCCGAGGUAAUAUUUAUGGGUUAGCAGAGUCUUUAACCUGAAGUGUCUGUAACCUGAAGCGUCUGUAACCUGAUGUACCACCGUAUCCCUAUCCCUUUGGCAAUGACCUUCCCCCUGCUUUGCCCACAGGGUAUUAACUGGUACCACUGGAAAGGACACGAGUUCUCCAUACCCUUUGUGGAAAUGAAGAUGAGGCCCUACAACCAUCGCAACACCCUGGGGAGGAAGCGGCGGUCCCUGCAGCUGUGA
Podarcis lilfordi (Lilford's wall lizard) is the source of this 71019-nucleotide messenger RNA. The record is from the annotation of a GenBank genome assembly. Lineage: Eukaryota; Metazoa; Chordata; Lepidosauria; Squamata; Lacertidae.